This is a messenger RNA of Podarcis lilfordi (Lilford's wall lizard), 53701 nucleotides long. The record is from the annotation of a GenBank genome assembly. Lineage: Eukaryota; Metazoa; Chordata; Lepidosauria; Squamata; Lacertidae.
GGCGUGCCUGGCGCGGGGGCGGGGCGGCGCCAGGUGCCGGCGGGGCCCGGUCAGCGUCUCGGGAGGAGGGCCGCGCCGAGAGGGAGCGAGGGAGAGCGAGAGAGAGAGGAAGGCCCCUCCGCCAGCGCCGCCCUUCAUGGCUCCGCCGCCGCCUCGGCCCUGGGGGGCGCCUCCCCGGAGAGCAGCGCGCGCGUGAGGCGAGAGGCCGAGGCCGCCGCGAGGAUGCUCCGCUGCAUGCCGCCGCUGUGGCGCUGCAACCGGCAGGUGGAGACGCUGGACCGGCGGCACUGCUCGCUGCAGGCCGUGCCCGACGACGUCUACCGCUACAGCCGCUCCCUCGAGGAGCUCCUGCUCGACGCCAACCAGCUGCGGGAGCUGCCCAAGGUGCCGGGGGCGGGCGGGCGGGAGGGAGGGGUCCGGGGGAGUCGGGCGAGGGAGGCCAGGCGCCUCCCAGGGGGUCAGCCCCGAGAAGAGACCCUGCGGGGAGGAGCCGGGCCUCCAAUGUCGCCUCGCCCCCUGCAAUGCAGGAAUCCUGCCUGCCCAGCAAGGAGAGGGCGAGGGCCAAGGCCACCUGCUGGGGAUGCUUCAGCUGUGACUCCUGCGUUGCAGAGGGCUGGACUGGAUGACCCUGGGGGGCCCUUUUGACACAUGUGGCCCGGCUAAGUCUCUUUGGUCCGGCACUCUGUCCUUCAGCCUGCACCCAGGACCCCCCAGAGCUGCCCUUCUCCUCUGCCUGUAGCGCAACUAUACGCCAUCUAUGCGAGUGCUGGACUCAUUUAGAACCAUUAAGUGUGCAAGGCUCAGUGUGAAAUCCAAUGGGAAGCCGACAGGUGAGCUGUGCUCUCAAGGCAGCGCACAAGACCGGUGGAUGCUGCAAGGCGGAUGCCACAGCCAGACAAGCCUCUGGGUGAGCCCUUUGGCAAUGGUUGCUCCCAGUCAAGGUGAGCAGGUGCUGCUGCACCAUCUGAGGCCCCAGUGCAGCCUCUUGCCUUGGGCAGAGCUGAGCUGCAGCCUCCUUGCAGCAUGUGGAUGCCUUCAGGUGUUUCCGCUUCUGCCGCUUUCCAGUUGGGCCAGCGGUUCUUGAGCUCCCCCUACCAGCUGUGUUGAUGCAUUUGGGGUUGUUUUUUUAACCCUCCUCGCCUUUAGGGCACAGUUAAGGUUGGUAAUGACAUGUUAAAUGUAAUCAAGUGAAACUUGCAGCACUAAACACUCCCUCUGGAGCACACAGUGCUGUUGUCUGAAGCUUCCUUGUUCCCCUGACCCUGGCCUUGGUCUUCCAGUCCCUCUGGAAGGGGGAUGGGCUUGACUCUGGAGCUUGUGAGGCACUGAUGGCUUAUCUCUAGAUCAGUCCCAAAGGUGCAGGAGAGUGUAGAUCCCAGGGCAUUUAGUGACUCACAUCACUGCCAGAAGUCCAGCUAGUUGUUUCCCUCAGGAUGAGACUAAGGUUGUGGACCUUUCCUUGGUUUCCCCCAGGGCUUUGCUGUGGCUUUUGCUGGCUGUGGAAGCUGCAGAGCGGGGAGGGGAUUCCUUCUGUAAGUGCAAACCAAGCAGUUCUGGACACCAGUGAAGAGCAAACAGCAGAAUUGUCAGGAACUCUGGCUGGGACGGGUUGGUGCCCUCCUCCUUUGCCUCCUAGUGGUGUGGGUUGGAGAGCUGGACAUCUAGCUGAGCAAGCACCCACUAUCCUUUGAGACUUGAGUGGGGUGCCAUCAGUCCCCACCCCCAGCCCUGGCCAAAUCCCAGGGCUUCCCCGAAUUCCGAGGGAGGGAGGCAGGCAGGCAGGCAGGCAGGCACCAGCCCCUUGUGCAACUGUUCCACAGCUGCCGUGCUCCACCCCACACUGGCCAGGGUAGGGCUGGGCCCUGAGCUCUGUGUGCAUGUUGUGGAAUGGCAGCCAGAGUGUUUUUCCUGAGGCAUUUGAUAUGCAUUCUUUGGGGCCUGAGAAUGGAGGGUUAAAUAGCAGGAAAUCCGGCUAGCCUGCCUUGCGGGAGGAGGAGGCAGCGGCGGCUGCAGCAGCCAAGGAGCCAAAGGGGCUGCUGUUUGUGUGGGUUUGCUGUGGCGGCAGUGGCUGUUCUGGCGGCUGCUCAUUGCUUACCUGCCUGCCUGUGAGGCAGUAGGGGGUCUUUUUCUGACCAGGCUGCUGCUGCGCUACUUUUACUUCCUACUCUAGCUGUGGCCUUUACUUCUGUUCUACUGAUGCUUGCCAUUCAGCCAGGUGGGUGUUAUGAGGACGGUGGAUUGGCAGCUUGGCAGGUCUGCUGCCUCUGGGCUUAGCCAUGCUUACCCUUAGUCCCACUCUUUCCAGGCACAGGCCCCUGCUUUAAGUUGUUGUUGUUGUUGAUGUUGUUGUUGUUGUUGUUAGCGCUCUUUCUAAGCACCCCCCCUCUUUAGCCCUGGAGCUUUUCCCGCAAAACACAACACUUUAGCCCUCAAGUGUCCUUUGGACAUUCCCAUGCGUUCCUGGGAAGAGCAGAGGAAAGGUGUGUGUGGAUAGAAAGGGCCUGGCUGGCUUCCUCAGUCUCCUCGGCUGCGCCUUGUGUAGGAUAUGCUCCCCUUAGGCAGAGGGGGAGAGAAGCGGGGCCCGCUGGAGGCCACCAAGGCCAGGAGAGCUUCAUGUUGCCCCCCCCCAUUGUUCUCAGAGCUAAUGCAGGAGGAGGCAGCCCUGCUCUGCGAGAGCCAUUCCCUGUGCUGGGACUGCCCCUCUCUCUGAGCUGAUUGCAAGCCCUCUACCCCUUGCAAGAAUUGCUCUGCCCUCCCUGGUGCUGGAAGUCAGCUUGGCUCCCUCUCCUGGCACAGCCGCCCCUGCCUUGGAGGGGGGGGGGUGGGAAGCUGUUUGGUCUGGGGAAGUUUUCCUUGAGCAGAGCAGGAGAGGCCUUGCUCAGGGACCCUGUCGCCCCCUGCAAGACCCCUCCUGCCCCGCUUCCUCCAGGAGCUGGGUGAGGCCCUGCACAGUGCUUCCCAGGCCCCGAUAUGGGGCGAGGGGGAGGAGAGGCAGUCCUGAGCGGACAGACAAAGCCACUCUUAUUCUUGACCCGCGGGGGGGGGGGGGGCGUCUGCUGCACUUGGGGACCGAGGGGCGGGGAUGGCUAUUGUGAUGCUUGAAUACCCCCUCAUCACUGAGCAUAGGGGAGAGGGGCUGGCUCUCUGGGAGCUGCCAUCUUGGGAAGCAGGGGGAGGGGCACAGGGUGUCCUGGGGGGGGGGGGGCGUGAGGAUGGUGGUGCCUCGGGUGCUCACUGCUAAUCCUGGCUAGCCAUUCACAGCCACCUCCUCCUGCCGGGGGCUUUGUCUGCUGCUGCUGAGAAGCUGCCUCCUGGCUCUGAUCCUUUUAUCCUCCAGCCAUUCCUCCUUUUCAUUUCCAACCCUCUGAUGAUGUGGUUGAGUGGCUGCCGGGGUGGCGGCCUCAAAAUGUGUUGGGAGCAGGUAUUGCCUGGGCCUCCCUGGCCUGGGUGAUGGUGCUGCCAUUCAGAGCGGAGGACCAGGGUGGGCUGGAGGUGGGGAGUGCGGGGGGGGGGGGAGCUUUGUUCUGCUGCAAGGCUUGGGCCGGGUGCUCCAGGCAGUGCUUGGGGCUUCUCCUGGGAAGAAGAUUUUCUCCAGAUUUUGCCCUCGGAAAGCCGUGGUCCAUUUUCAGUCCCUCUGAGGUUCGAAGAGGGCAAGGGACCUUGUCUCAAGCAUCUGUGUUUGUGUGGGGUACAUUGAAUUUGUCCCCACCCCAGAAACCAACCCAUUCAGAAGACCCUUCCUGAAGCUUUCAUGCUGAGCCCCCCUCCCCCACCACACGCCACCUGGCACUUUCUCCUCUGCAGCCUCAUCUGCCCCUCUGGCACUUCCCUGCCUGAUCCUCCUGCCCGUUCUCCUUUUGCUGGGCGUCUUCCCCUGGGGGUGUACUGGCUGCGCCAGUUGCCCGUGGCUCAGUGGAGGGGCCGCUGGGCAGGGUGGGGGGAGCAGGGCCAACGGCAGUCCAUGGGGGGGGGGGACGGUGGCACUCAAGCUCUGCUUGCAAGCUUUCCUUUGGCCUCGGCUGGAAGCAGGACGGUGCUUGGGGCAGCCUCUCCAUGGAGCCCAGUUCCUUGCCCCUGGAAAGAGCCCUGCGAGUCCAUGUGAGGUGCCAGGCAUGGUGGGAGGUUGUGAUCAUGAGCAUCAGAGUUGUCUUGGGAGGAGAUGGGCACCUGACCCCAUUCAAGGCUGCACUGGUUUCCCUUGACAUCCUUUGCCGAAGGCGCCAGGGGCAGUGCUGGGGGCGCUGGUGGUACUGAGCUGCCGCCUUGCCUAGAGGAACUUAUGGCUUUUUUUACUCAGAACAGGAAGGCAGCACUGACACACCGUUCUGGGGGGAAGCCCCUGCGGGUGGCUCUCAGGUCAUGGGAUGUAGCUGCCCCCCAUGCCAGGUGCCUGUGGGCAGCAGGCAGCCCUGAAACAGUGACCCUGGCUUUUAAAUCUUAAGGUGCUCCACAGUCUGUGCCGGGGGGGGGGGGCAGAAGAAGUUGCUGGUGCCUCAUCCUGACCCACUUUGCCACCUCCCAUCCAGUCUUGCCUUUGCAGCAGAGGGCCGUCUUGUUUCUCAACACAAACAACUUGGAGCACACGUGUUGUGCUGUUUGUAUGUUGCUCUUUGAAAAAGAGAGGGGAGUUUCCCCUCUUUAUUCCCACCCUCUUGUUUGUGAAAUGCCCUGGCUUUGAGGGUUCAGGUCUUUUAGGGGCAGAUUCUGGCCGCAGGCUGGAGCUGGUGGAGGUGCUGAAGGGGCACUGUGCCCCCUCCUGGCUUCCAAGGGCUGGUCCAUCUCAGCUUGGGUGGGUGAGGGCCCUCCUUUCCUUGCAUUUUGCUCUGUGUGGCAGGCAGCCCAUUGCCAUCCUUCAGAAGCAGUUAGAAACUCAGAUAUACCGUAUUUUUCGUCCCAUAGGACGCACCUAGUUUUUUGGGGGGGGGAAAUAAAGGAAAAAAUAUUUUCCUUUAUUUCCCCCCCCAAAACCAGGUCGGGGAAACCGAACCAGGUCGAAGAACAGCGGGAUGGCAGCGCUGCGCCUCCUUGCUGUCCCCCGAGCUUGGGCUGGCCGAUGUCUGUCCAGUGGGCGGGGCACUCUGCUUCAGGGCGCUCCUUGCGCCGGGCGGCAGGCUGCUAUCCACAGCGUAGGGAGCCCUGCGGGAAUUCCCGCAGGGCUGCCUAGGCUGCGGAUGUGUUCCUGAAGCCUGGAGAGCGAGAGGGGUUGGUGCGCACCGAUCCCUCUCGCUCUCCAAGCUUCAGCGAAAGCCUGCAUUCGCCCCAUAGGACGCACCCAGAUUUCCCCUUCAUUUUUGGAAGGGAAAAAUUCCGUCCUAUAGGGCGAAAAAUACGGUAUAAACCAAUUGCCAAAUGGCACCUUAAAGCUAGGUUCUAGUCGCUGCAAUGAAAUGUCUAGGCGUCUUUUUUUGCACUGUACUUUAUUAUUACACUGUGGGACGAGGUGGCGCUGUGGGUAAAACCUCAGCGCCUAGGACUUGCUGAUCGCAUGGUCAGCGGUUCGAAUCCCCGCGGCGGGGUGCGCUCCCGUCGCUCGGUCCCAGCGCCUGCCAACCUAGCAGUUCGAAAGCACCCCCGGGUGCAAGUAGAUAAUUAGGGACCGCUUACCAGCGGGAAGGUAAACGGCGUUUCCGUGUGCUGCGCUGGCUCACCAGAUGCAGCUUGUCACGCUGGCCACGUGACCCGGAAGUGUCUGCGGACAGCGCUGGCUCCCGCCUCUAGAGUGAGAUGAGCACACAACCCUAGAGUCUGUCAAGACUGGCCCGUACGGGCAGGGGUACCUUUACCUUUACCUUUUUUAUUAUUACAAGGGAAUCUCUCCUUAUUGGGGGGGGGUUCGAUUCCUGACUGCCGCUUGCAUCACUGAGAGGUGUGUGAAUUCCUCCCCCCUCUCUUUCGGUGCCCAAAACGGGGUGUGUGUCAGCAGGAGCAUGUGUGCUGAUUGCGUGCAAGAGGGAAGAUGCCUGUAUUCCUUUCAGUUCUAUACUGCUUUGUAUUUUAAAUAAAAAAAUCUCAAAGCAGUUUACAACACAUUCAAACAUCCAAUAAAACAAUCCUAGCUCCAAGGAACAUACAGUAUUUCAGAUCCUUCUCUAAGUGACAUUUUGCUUUCCCCGUAUUUCUUUAGCUCCUUAAUUUAUCGAGCUACCCCAUAGCAGAAGUACUCUAGGAAGCCAGUGUGCUGUAGUGGUUAGUGUGUUGGGCCAGGACCUGGGAGAUCAGGGUUCAAGUCCCGACCCAGUCAUGAAUCUCACCAGGUGACCUUGGAGUCUGUCGCAGCAUCUGAACCUCCCUCCCAGGGUCAUGGCAGGGAUGAACUGAGGAGGGGGUGAACUAUGUGCUACUUUGAGACAAAGGUGGGAUAUCAAUGCGACAAUGAAGCUCUUCUGCUUACCUACUUAAGAAAGCUGUAGGGGCAGCCAGAUGGAGAUGUUGGUCACCAGCCUGGCACCCAGAGAUCCCCACAUGGUCGCAAUUGGACACAUGCCAGUUGCAAAACGUGCUUGGUGCCAGUCUGGAUUUUGGACCUCUGGAUGUUCAGGGACACCUUAAUCUGGUUUGACUGGUACAAAUCUUCUGCGCUGCCAAUUCUCUCCUUUUAGACCAGUCUUCUGAAGGAGCAUCUCCACCCCGAUUGUUCAGCCUGGACACAGAGGUCCAGCUCUGAGGGCCUUUUGGAGAUUCCCUCACUGUGAGAAGUGAGGUUAGAGGGAACCAGGCGGAGGGCCUUCUCGGUCGUGGCGCCCUCCCUGUGGAACGCUCUCCCAUCAGAUGUCAAGGAAAUAAACAACUACCUGACAUUUAGAAAACAUUUCUGUCUGUGGGACAGAAAACAGGUUCACUUCUCCACCUGUUGCAGAGCGCAGGCUGCCUUUUGCCUUUCUUAAGAAGGUGAAAUUCUGGUUCAGUGAGGGAAAGCUGGGUGGAGUCUGUCACCAGGGGGCUGGCUGUAGGAGGAGGCUGUUUGCUGGAGGGAAGGAGGGAAAGCAGCCCGGGAGUGAGCCCUGGGCUCUGGUCUGCCCCUGGGCAAGCAGGACAGGCAGAGAGGAGCUCCAAGGGGCAGAGGGGAUGGUCAGGGCAGAGGCAGGACCAUUCCAGAGCAGCCCAGCUGAAGGAGGAAGGGCAGCAAGGUGAUCGCUGUUGUCUGGAGUCUCCUUGCGCUUGGGUUGAUCUUGAACACGUCCUUUGCAAGUGCCAGGCAGCCGGCUUGGAAGCAGCUGGGUGCAUUGGGCGGGGUAACUUCAGACGUGGUCACAGGGAAGGUGAGCAGCUGACUUUCCACAGCCUGCUCAGAUCUACCUGGCAUGAGGCAGAAUAUCUGGAUCCACAUUAAUCUGCCUUCAGGCAACUUUUUUGGUAGAAGUCACUUCCUUGCAUCAGUUGAUGGUCUCUAUUUAUUUGCAUACUGCUUGGCUAUCAAUAAAGAUAGACGGGUUGUGGAUCAGACCGCAGGUUUUUCUCGCAGUGACCAGCCAGGUGCUUCCUUGGAUGACCCCAUAGAGUUCUAGUACAUGGGUAGGCAAGCUAAGGCCCAGGGGCCAGAUCUGGCCCAAUCGCCUUCUAAAUCCGGCCCGCGGACAGUCCAGUAGAAUGUGUCCUUUUAUUUAAAAUGCAUUUCUGGGUUAUUUGUGGGGCAUAGGAAUUCGUUCAUCCCCCCCCCCAUAUAGUCUGGCCCCCAACAAAGUCUGAGGGACAUUGGACCAGCCCCCUGCUGAAAAAUUUUGCUGACCCCUGUUCUAGUAUCACGAGAGAAAGGGAGAGCCAGUUUCCGCUCACUGUGCAAAAUUUUGUAACUGAUAUUCUGGCUCUUUCUGUGGCUGAGCCUGGAUUUGCAGUGGUUCCACUCCUACCUGCCCGGCAGGUUCCAGAAGGUGUUUCUGGGGACAGUCGCUCCGCCCCAACAAGAAUUGCCCCGGGAUGUGCCACUCCACCCUGCUGUGUGAAGGCCGGGGAGUCUGCCAGCAGUGCGGUGGGCGAGGGCCCUGAGACUGAAGCUCCUCCUGGAAAAGGCUGAGAUGGGGAUGCUGAGGGGACUUGUGACCCUGGAGCUCUGACUCCCCCUGACAAGAUGUAUUGGCAGCUUGGAUGCAUACAUUUUGUCAGGCUCCGCAUCCUGAUGUUGGGAUGCCUUCCAUGGCAAGGGACCCCUUUCUCCACUGCCCUUUCCUUAGCCGCAGCCGCAGAGCUGCCAGGUGCCUUACUUCAAGGUGCUCUAGGUGGCGCUGCCUUUGAGGAGUGUUUGGGGGCUGCAGGCAGGGCAGAGUGCCGCAGCCUACCUGCUCUCAGUCACUGGCUUGAGGGGAUGCAAGGAGCUGCUGGUCCCCGGCUCAGCCCCCUGCUGCAUACGGCCUUCCAAGGCUGCAAACUGCCUGGGCCCAGGUACUUUAUAGGAGCAACCCCCCCCAUGUGUGCUGCCACAAGGAGGACACCUAGUGAGGCUCCAGGGCAGUUUCUUCUGCAGCUGGUGGGCAGCUUCUCUUCGGGUGCCCUUGCUGUGGGACUUCUUUUCAAAGAAGGUUAGAAUUACAGAAUCGUAGCAUUGGAAGGGACCCUGAGGAUCAUCUAGUCCAACCCCCUUUAAUGCAGGAAUAUUCAACUGUCUCAUAUGGGGAUUGAACCUGCAACCUUGGCAUUAUUAGCACCACGUUGUAACCAGCUGAGUUGUCCAGGCUGACCAUCCAGGUUACUUGGGCCAAGGAAGGCCUGCCCUGUUAGAAUGUUUUUUAAAGGCUGGAGGUGACAGUUCUGAAAUCUGGUGAUGUACUGUACUUGUUUUGGGAUGUUUGUUAUUUAUUUAUUUAUUUAUUUAUUUAUUUUAUUUACUUUUAUUAUGACUUUUAAACUGCCAGUUUAUUUGGGAGCCAGUACGGCCGGAAAGCAUAAGGGCAGAAUUGUGGCUCCUUUGCCUGCGUCAGAGAGACCCUCUCAAAGGGGCUGGUUUCCUGGCCAGCCUGGUGGUCUCUCCAUCACCCCCAGUGGUUUGGUCUCCUCUGCAGACUUGACUGCAGUUCUGGCUGAUACUUAGCUUCAUCCUUUCAGGGCAGUAAGACAACCUUACCCCCCUCCCUCUCUGAUGGAAAAGGUAAUCGGCCUUACCUCUUCCAUUUCCGCUCCUGCCUCUGCAGUGUCCACUGGCUGUAUCCAAAGCCACAUCUCUCUUUAUAAAGCAGGCUUGCAAAUAAGCCCACACAUGUUACUGGCCUGAGAAGGGCAGGGAGAUAUGGCCAGCCUUAGCCUGCAGCAUGCUAGUGCAGGUAAAAAGUAAAGGUAAAGGUAAAGUCCAGUCAAAGAUGACCGUGGGUUGCUGCGCUCAUCUCGCUUUUCAGGCUGAGAGAGCUGGCGUUUGUCCACAGACAGCUUUCUGGGUCAUGUGGCCAGCAUGACUACACCGCUACUGGCGCAUGAAGGAUGAUGACGAGUGGUUUAGGCGACAGCGCCACCCUACUGAGGGCAGAUAGGGCAGGUCUAACCGCCCAUGCCUGUCCUGCGCCCCUUCUGAGUUAUUUCUCUUCCUUUGCUUGGCCCCCAAGCAGUGCCAGGGGGCUGAGUCUGGCCACAUUUUCGGUGGCAUUUUAUGGCCUGUCCCCCUCCUGGUCCUUGCAUGCAAUUCCUGUGGUUGCCAGGCUAGUGCUUAAAUGCAAGGCUGAAAAUGAGCCAGUAAAGAUUCCUACUGAGUAACAGUUUAAAACACAAAUAAAAGCAACUUAAUCCUCCACUUCACACUAAAAUACUCUUUUUGAUGAAAAUCACCACAUGCUUGUUCAGCGAGGCUGUUAAUGUCUGCUCCCAGUGAACUGACACUCAAACCUGGCAGGAUGUGAUUUGGAGGAUCAGAAAUGUCUCGGGUGCUCCUUCUCUCCUUAAUAGGAGACUUUCUGGUUUCCUCCAGUUACAGUUUGCCAGGAUGCCUUAACUGGAUCAAUCCUAGUUUGGAGGGAUCUCGCAAACCACACUUUAUGGGUUCAAAUAUCCCACGGACAACCUGGUUUGCACUUUCAUGGAAACAGGGACCUGGGGAGCAUUUCCACAUUGUGGUCUGGCGUGUGCGGCUUCUGCAUCUUGUGUGGGGAUUUGGCUUCUGUUGCUCAGUUUCCCCAGCGUGACUCCCAGCCUCCUGAUCCUCCUAGAACCAAGAGUGGUUGGGGUUGCUCCCUCUGCUGCUCGGGGCUUUCUUGUCCUCCCUCUGUUUUCGGCAAGACAUCUCUCUGGCUUUAUUUCAUUUUAGGUACCGUUGAUUUUAAUCAUCUUUUCAAUAUUUUAUACUAUUUCUAAUCCACAAUCUUGAUGUUGUAUUUUAUAUUUUAGUAAAAUGCUUAGAAGUUUUCUUACAAUCAAGCAUUAUGUGAGCUUUGUUCAAACUUUGAUUAUUAUCAGUAAUGUUAAACUGGGCUGGGCUGCAGGGGGCACAUGAGGCCCUGACUAUACGGCUUCUUUGCUGCCAUCCUUCCAGCUGUUUUCCUGGGUGGCCCAGUUCAAAAUGGUCUGUUUGGACCUUGAGCGCCCUUCUGUGGCAGACGGCUUCCUCCCGCUAUGUGAUCAAUCCCACCUGCGCGUUAAUGUGCUUCCUGGAAGCCCUGCUCUGUGUCCCGUCCCCCCCGCCAUGCCUGGGCAGAGCUCCCCCCCCCCACUGGGAUUUCAGCCCCAGGCAAAGGUGCUUCUAACCCAUUGAGCUUUGGCUGGUUUUAUUGGCAAGUGAUGGCUGCAGCUGCAGCUGCCUUUGAUCCUCAGAUGAGUCUCGGUGUUUUCUGGCAGGUUUUUAAAAAUGGUGCAUCAGAAUUCUUUUAGGACUAAAAGAAAGAGGUGUGCACUGUUUCCAAUUGGGGGAAAGUGAGGUGAUGCUCUUUGGGAUGGGCCUUGAAAUUGUGUUUGGCAAACCCACGUCUUUCCCCAAGGGUUGCGGGGCUCUUUCCAUCCAGUGCUGCCCAAAAGGAGUGUUUCUCCUGGGAGCUGCCUGGCUGGCAUCCCUCUCAUGGGAAAUGAUGCAGAGACCUCCUCUUCCUCAGGCUCCUCUUGCUGCUGCCUCCUUCCCUUCCCUUCAGGUUCUCCCUGAGAAGCCACUUGGCUGGCGGGGGGGGGGGGGGGAGGCGGUUCUCUAUUGGGCUGCUGCCAUCCUUACUCCCCGUAGCCAAGGCACACCUGUGCCUUCCCCAACGUCCUGUGUCCAUGACCCCAGAUCUGGUCUGGAGGGAAGCUUGUCUGCCAGGCUUGCCCCAGAGGCAGGCACUGAGGUGGGCUUGCCCUUUCUGGCAGAGCGGCUAACUUCUCUCCUUUUUCUCCCCCCGCAGCCUUUCUUCCGACUCCUGAACCUGCGCAAGCUUGGGCUGAGCGACAAUGAGAUUCAGCGCCUUCCCCCCGAGGUGGCCAACUUUAUGCAGCUUGUGGAGCUGGACAUCUCCCGCAAUGGUGGGUAGAUGCUGGGGAGGGGGGAGGCAGACAGGCCUCUUGGACUGGGCAUUCCCUGCAGUGGGAGCCUGAGCCCUCCACUCCGCGAGGGGCACAGGACCCGCUUUGCCUGCAGAAGGGCCCCACGCUGCCCCCGCUGGCAGGAGGUCUUUUGCUGGAGAGCGACCUGCCCGUCAGUCAGGGAGCACCUGCAGGGGGACGGCUGCUGCUUCCUGUGUUGACGGCUGGGGGCUGAGCACAGGGCUGCAGGCCAGGCUCUGCUGCCAUGACCCAGAGACAGGGCCCCAGAGGGUAGUGGUCUGGGCUCAAGCAGCAACCAGCUCAGCUGGCAGCUGUCUGUGGGUGCUUCACGACGGCCUUUGCUGUGGAAGCUUCCUUCAGCCUGGCCAGGCUUGCCUGCCGUUCCAGCAGCAGUGGCUCUUGAGAAGGCCCCCCUUCCCUCCUCCAAGCACCUGGAGGCAGGGAAGUGAGGCUGGCCCAUCUGGAUCCUCACAGCACACUCCCUUGGAGUAACUCAUUGAGUUGAGUGGGGAUUUGAACCCAGGUCUUCUCAGGGAGGCUCUUCGAAGACCUGUCAGUGGGGAGGGAAUGGCUUUGCUGCUCUGAAUCCCUUGAGGAGUGGCACCUUUGUGGGUGAAGCCUCAUUACUGUGCCCCUUCUGUGCCCCGCUUGCUGCAGACAUUCCAGAAAUUCCUGAAAGCAUCAAAUUCUGCAAAUCCCUGGAGAUCGCGGACUUCAGUGGAAACCCCUUGUCUAGGUAUGGUGGGAGUGGGAAGGUGGGGUGGGGGCUCUGGUGUCCUUCCUGGUCCAAGGCUCUGUUGGUCUGGCUGGGUCUUGGGGGGAUUCAGAAAGUGCUCCUUGAAGGCAGGCAGACAACUGGAUCAAAAGGAGGAUGGGGGGCCAGUCCUGUCUUUUGCAGAGAGGUCUUCCUGGUUCAACAAUCCUCUCCGCUGAAAGGAAAGGCGAAAGGUUGCAGCACUUGGGACCUUUGAGUUUAGAAAAAAGGCAAGUCAGAGGUGACAUGAUAGAAGUUUAUAAAAUUACGCUUGGACUUCUGUCACAACAGAAGUCCCUAAAAAACAAAAUAAUUUAUUAUUCUAUGCCACCACUGUGGCUAAAAAAUUCACUGGUCCAAAGGUGGAGAACGAGUACAGUACCCACUAAGGAAGAGUGGCAGUUAAAAGCUUGACUAUUUAGAAUUGGCAGGUAUAAUGAGUAGGAUAAGAGAAAAGGAUGGUGAAGAAUAUAAGGAGGGUUGAAAAAUGUUUAUUGAAUAUUUUAAGAGCCGGUAUUAACAGGUAAAUAACAUAGCAGGUCUUGAGUAAAUCCAGCAGAAUAGAAAUUAACAGAGGAAGAAAUGUGAUGAUUAAAAAUUUGGAAUAUGCGAUUUAGUAGAAAAGUAAAGAAACCAGGAAAAGGGUGGAAGGGAAGUCACUCGGUAUUUAGUUGUAUGUCGUGGUUGGUAUGAAAGUUGUAUGAUUGGGGGAUGGGUGGGCUUUUUUCUGUGUUAAACACGCAAUUACAUUUUUUAAAAUAUGGGAAAAAAUAUAUAGCAUUAAGCUUGGAAUGGAGAAAAUUGAGAGAUUAAAGUUUUCUCCCUCUCUUGUAAUACUGGGACUUAUGGGCAUCCAGUGAAGCUGAAUGUUGGGCAGAUAAAGGAAAGGAAAGGGGAUUCUUCACAGAGCACAGAGUUAAACUGUGGAACUCCCUCACUCAGCAGGCCACCAGUUUGGAUUGGACAAAUUCAUGGAGGAGGAAAGGGCUCUCAGUGGCUGCUGGGCACAGAAGCUCUGCUCCACCUCCCAGUUGGAGCUCACAAUGUGCCUUUAUGCCAGCUGCUGGCAAGAGGGCUCUGGGCUGGAAUCCUGCUUGUUGGUUUCCCAUUGAGGCAUCUGGUUAGCCACUGUGAGAACAGAAUGCUGGAUUAGAUGGGCCCCUUUGGCCUGAUCCAGUAGAAUUUCAUAGCUGCCCUUGCUGGAGGGUCUCCUGACACGGAAUGCGCUGCACGUGGCGGAGGCAGCAGUGGAACUUGGCCCCAAAGGCUGAUCUCUAUCCUGUGGUCGCUGAGUAUCCCAGGGUCCUUCUGGUCCCUUUCCCCUGUCAAGGUGGGGCUCUCUUGCUUCUGGAGCUCCCACCUGCCAGGCUGUGCCAGCCGGUUCCCCAGGACCAGCAGCAGGCAGGUGGAGGCCUCUCCUUGCGUCUUGCUGGAAUGGACUGUGGCGCAGGAGCAGGCUGGGGGGGGGGGGGCGCGAGCUGCAUGGGGCGCAGUGACCAAGGCCUGUCAUUUCUGCUUCUGCCCAGGCUCCCGGAGGGCUUCACCCAGCUGCGCAGCCUGUGCCACCUGGCCUUGAACGAUGUCUCCCUGCAAAGCCUGCCCAGUGACAUUGGCAAGUGAGUUCUUGGCUGGGGGGGGGGGAGAGGAGGGGCCGCCUCUUCCCGCCUGCUUUGCCAACCUCCCUCUUUCUCUUGCAGUUUAGCCAACCUGGUGACCUUGGAGCUGCGCGAGAACCUGCUCAAGUCUCUCCCUGCGUGAGUGUGUGCAAGCUUGGCCCCCAGUUUGCCUUGGGGGGUGUCUGCCUUCUUGCCUGCCUCUGCUGGGCAGUGGGGGUGGGUGACCCCCUUAAGUGGAGGACCAGCACUUCUGGAAGCGGGCAGCCUGAGGAUCGCUCGGCACUCCAGCUUUCAGCACCUUCUUGGAGUUUUUUUUGGGGGGGGGGCGUAGAUUCUUUGCCGCCCCUCCCUCUUGGUGCCCAGGACUCCCAGCCCCCUGACUGAACGCCUUCUCUGCCUUGCAGUUCCCUCUCCUUCCUGGUCAAAUUAGAGCAACUGGACCUUGGGGGCAACGACCUGGAGGUCCUGGUGAGUGCUGUGGGGUGUGGGAACUUGGGUCUCCCCUUCUUCCCUCCCACUGGGGGGCUGAAUGCUACCCUCCAGGCUGCUUUUGCCUGGUCCUCUGGGCUCUUCCAGGCCAUGCCCCUCCAUGCCACGCUCCAUUCCCUUCUCGAGUGCUCUUCCUUGGCUCCUUGCUUGGCUGGAGAGAGAUGGAUCUGGCAUUGCUGUGGCCUCUGGUAUGGGAGGAAGAGUCUCAUCUUUGGCUCGGCAGGCUUUUUCCUGUGGCCCCACCCACUAGUGGCACGUGGCCCCCAGAAGGUUGCCCAGGCGGGAACAUGGCCUUGGGAUGGGAGUUUCCCCUGCACCUGCACUCGGGACUGUAGAAGCACCCUGCUGUUCCCUCCUCAUCUCAUUUUCUUUUUGUGAACUGGCUGCCUCCUCCCACCAGACACUCCCCUCCCUCAACUCAGGGAGGGGCCCCCAAGUUGGAGGGCAGCCUCUUUGCCGGGCACAGCAGGGCGUCCUGAGCAGCCGCCCUCCUGAGUGACCGCUUGCUCUGUCUCAUCCGCAGCCGGACACACUGGGCGCGCUGCCGAAUCUGCGGGAGCUGUGGCUGGACAGGAACCAGCUGUCGUCGCUGCCCCCAGUGAGUGCCCCCACCAAGCCCCUGGCCGGGCCAUAUUCUGGGUUGGGGGGGUUGUCUUUGCUGUCCUAAAAGGCACUUGGAAAAGCAGGCAAGCAAGCAAGCCAACACUUCCGUUCUGAGGUGAAUCCUGAAAAUGGAAGCAGGACAGCAGGUGGAUGGCACCACACACAAAAGAACCUGGCGUUCUGCAAGUGACUCCAGCGCCUUGGCCCCCUGGCCUCAAGGAGGCUUUCCCUGCAUGUCUUGCCGUGGCAAGGAAGCCAGAACCACAGAAGUGGGAAAGAGGGUUUUCACGGGGCUUUGCUAGGCAAAGCAAAAGACAGGGAGGCAGCAGACAGGCUGGAGGAGCCUAGCUGGGCCCUUGGGGAGGGGGAGAGGAAGGGCCCCGCGGGGCAGGCAUCUAUCAGUCCUUGCAGGACUCCGCCGCCCACCCUGCCGGUCUUCCCUCGCAGGAGCUGGGCAAUCUGCGCCGCCUGGUGUGCCUGGAUGUUUCUGAGAACAAGCUGGAGCAGCUGCCGGGCGAGGUCAGUGGGCUGGUGGCCCUGACAGACCUGCUGCUCUCGCAGAACCUGCUGGAGUCCAUUCCGGAUGGGAUUGGUGAGUCGGGUGGUUGUGGGGCCACGGGGGGGGGGGAGGCCCCAUUGGGAAGUGGGCACCUCCUGGGGAACAUGGGAAGAGUUACCUACUCUUGGGUGGGGUGCUGUGGGGAGAGGGCAGACAAAUCUGACUCAGGAAACAAAAAGCAGCUCAGGCGCAGCAGGUUGCUUUUCUCUUUAAACCUGGCUGGCUACGCUUCUCAGUAGUUGAGGUAGCAGGAGGAACAUACCGUAUUUUCCCAUGUAUAAGAUGAUGCUUUUUGCUUAAAAAAAAUGUGGGCGAAAAUUGGGUGUUGUCUUAUACAUGGAUAGUGAAUGCAGAGGGGGGAUGUGCAAUUAAUGGCAGCAGCAAGCAGGAGAUUGGCAGUUGGGCAGGUGAUUGGCGGCUGCAGCAAGUGGGCAGGUGGGCUGUUGAUGGCAGCGAGCAGGCAGACAAUUGGCAGCUGCGGUGAGGUGUGCGAUUGGCAGUGGCUGUGGCAAGUGAUCGGCAGUGGCGGGCAGGCGGGUGAGCGAUUGGUGGAAGUGACCUCCCCCACCCCCCAAAAAAGUUAAGCAACUUAAUUUUGGGUUAAAAAAAAAAGGGGGUCGUCUUAUACACAGAAAAAUACGGUACCUGUCUUUGAGGCUCAGGAUUACACGUCUGGCAUGGGAGGCCACGUGCCAGGUGGUUAUUGGGUGGAUCCUGUGGACCUGGGGUUGGCAAGCCCCCCCACUGUGCUAGGCCCUGCCUGGAGGAGGCACCAUCCAGCAUUGAGACCACCCAAUGUUCUCCCUUUGCGUUGCACCCAGUGAUGUUGCUCAGCUGAUGAUUUGGCUCCCACCAAUGGAAUGACUGGGGAGUGGGGAGAGACAGUGCAGAGGAGACUAAAAGAGAAGCGGGGGGGGGGGGCUGCUCUUGCAGAAGAGUCACUGUCAGCAGAGAGACCCCUUUGGCAGACCAGCCUGGGUGAUCCUGCGUCCUCCUUCAGUACUCUGAGACUUCCUCAGGGGGCCUUUUCUCCUCAUCUGCUGGAGAGACGCUGCCCUCCCCAGGCACUGCUGGGCCUCCCCUGGUUUCUAACUCGUGCAAAAGGUGUCGGGUUCUCUCUUUGGCAAGCAGCACACCGCGUCACUUUUGCUAAAGCUGUUAGAAGUGAUUAGCUGUUAGCAAAUGUUAGAAUAACCAGUUGGUAUGCAGAAUUGUUUGGGAUGUGCCAGUGGGAAGCUGGAUUUGGAUCUGUGCCUGGACCUCCCCCUGCUCCUUGUCUGGGGUGUGUGUGUGUGUGUGUGUGUGUGGCCCAUGGCGCUCUUGCCCUUUGCCCAGGCCAGCUGAAGCAGCUCUCCAUCCUGAAAGUGGACCAGAACCGGCUGGGGGAGGUGACGGAGGCCAUUGGGGACUGUGAAAACCUCUCAGAGCUCAUCCUGACAGAGAACAUGCUGACGGUGAGUGUGCUCAGCCCUCGCCUGGUCCACUGGCUUUUCUCCCUGGGGUCUUGGCCGGGGGUGGCCCCAGGGGCAGCUGGUGUUCCUUGGGUGCCAUGUGAGCUGGGAUUCCCCUCUCUGACUCCGGAGGCUUUUUCUCAGGUGCUGCCCAAGGCGCUGGGGAAGCUCACCAAGCUGACCAACCUGAAUGUGGACCGGAACCGGCUGAUGGCGCUUCCCCCCGAGAUUGGGGGCUGCAGCAGCCUCAGCGUGCUCUCCCUGCGGGACAACUGCCUGGAGUUCCUGCCUCCUGAGCUGGCCGGCACCGUGGAGCUGCACGUGCUGGACGUGGCUGGCAACAGGUGAGCGAGUGCGCUGGGUGUGCUGGGCCUCUGGGCUCUCAGCUGCGCCUCGGUGCCUUGGGCUGGGACAGAGAGGAAGCUCUGCAGCUCUGUGGCCAGGCCUGGGGGGAAGCAGGCCCCGGGGGGAGCAGGCCCUUGAGGCCUCGGCUGCAUCACCAUCACCCUCAGCAUCAUCCCUGACGGGCCAUGCUGGGGGCAGGAGACCCACAGCGUCUGGGGCCUCCCCUCACCCCCCGGAAUGUUCCCUACUCCUGCUAUAGGGGGAAAGAGAUUUUAAGUGUCCAGAACUUCCAUUCCUUCAGCCUGUUCCCUUGUGAAUAACCUUGCAUGCCCUCUCCUCUCCCUCUGCCCCACCUACCAGUGGGCUCAGGGGGCUGGGGCAAGAGGGGCAGCAGCGCUUGUGCUGCACAAAUGCUGGUCCCAGAGCCCCACUGAAUUCCACCCACAAUUUCCACCCCAUCUCUCACCUACAAUACAAAGAUCGGUCAUAAAGUAUUAUCAGAACUCAAAGGCCAGGGCAAAUGGAAAACUUUGCCAGGUGCCAGAAAGGCGAUAAGCAGGCAUGCCUCACUGACGAAACAGCUGCACAAGUUGGGUCCCACAGCCUCAGAGUCCCCCCUCCCCUCUUGGCAGGGGGGGCACCCUGAAGGUGUGCAGAGAGAUGUCUCUUUGGGGCCUCUGCUCUGGGGUUUGCUUCACCUGUGGGCUCCUUGGCCAGAUGCUAGCUGGACUCUGCAGUUGCACAGGAGGAGGUGCGAGCAGAGUCAAUGGCCAUGCAGAAGAUCCUCUCUUCCUCUCCCGUGUGUGUGUGUGUGUGUGUGGCGGAGGGCUGUUUUUCUCUUGUCCUGAUUCUGCUUUUGCUGGUCUUGGCAAGUACUGAGCAGUCUCCCAGAAGUCCCAUUUUGCCUUUCAAGAACUCACCAGCCAGACCUUUUCUUUUUCUUUUUAUAAGAUAUUUAUUGAGAUUUUCCAAACAUUACAAUAUAAAAAUGACAAAAAAGAAAAAAAAGAAAGAAAAAUACAAAAUACAAAAUAAAAAUGAUAAAAAACCACUCAAUUUUUCCAUUACUUAUUUUUCCUUAGCUUGUUUCUCGGACCUCCUCAUACCUCCCUUUUUUGUAUUCCAGUUCAAUUUGUUGGUUCAGCAAAUCCUUACCCUCUUUGUUUAUCCUAAUCUUUGGUCUUAAAAUAGUAACAUUAGAUUUUUACCUAUUAACAACCCAUUUUUCAUAUUCCCUUAAAGCAUUACAGCUGGAAGCCACUUAAUUUCUAUCCAACAUCAUUCUAACAUUCAUUAAUUUUACAAUAUUUCUGUAGGUAGUCUUUGAAUUUCUUCCAAUCUUCUUCCACCGACUCUUCUCCCUGGUCUCGGAUUCUGCCAGUCAUUUCCGCCAAUUCCAUAUAGUCCAUCAGCUUCAUCUGCCAUUCUUCCAGAGUGGGUAGAUCUUGUGUCUUCCAAUACUUUGCAAUGAGUAUUCUUGCUGCUGUUGUGGCGUACAUAAAAAAAGUUCUGUCCUUCUUUAGCACCAAUUGGCCGACUAUGCCUAGGAGAAAGGCCUCUGGUUUCUUCAAGAAGGUAUAUUUAAAUACCUUUUUCAAUUCAUUAUGUAUCAUCUCCCAGAAAGCCUUAAUCCUUCGGCACGUCCACCAAAGGUGAAAAAAUGUACCUUCAGUUUCUUUACAUUUCCAGCAUUUAUUAUCAGGCAAAUGAUAAAUUUUUGCAAGCUUGACUGUCAUGUACCACCUGUAUAUCAUUUUCAUAAUAUUCUCUCUUAGGGCAUUACAUGCCGUAAACUUCAUACCUGUGGUCCAUAACUGUUCCCAGUCAGCCAUCAUUAUGUUAUGUCCAACAUCUUGUGCCCAUUUAAUCAUAGCAGGUUUCACCGUUUCAUCCUGAGUAUUCCAUUUCAACAGCAAGUUAUACAUUUUUGACAAAAUCUUAGUUUUGGGUUCUAACAGUUCUGUUUCUAAUUUUGAUUUUUCCACCUGGAAGCCAAUUUUCUUGUCCAAAUUGUAUGCCUCCAUUAUCUGGUAAUAAUGAAGCCAGUCUCGCACUUUGUUUUUUAAUUUCUCAAAACUCUGCAAUUUCUUUUUUUUUUUUAAUAAUUUUUAUUAAAGUUUCAAUAAAAAGUUGAACAGAAAAAACAUAAAAAAGAAAUACACAAAUACGCAAUACAAAUUCCAAAAAAAGAAAACAAAAACAAACAACAACAACAACAAAAAAGAAACAGAACAAUUAAAAACAAUAUCACUUUUUCAUUUCCCUUUUUUAAAUUUACUUAUUUUCUGGACUUCCUCAUACCUCCCUCUUUUGUAUUCCAGUCCAAAUUGUUCCUCCAGCAAUUUCUUUUCCACCUUUUUAACCCCAAUCUUUAUUCUUAGUGUAAUAUAGCAUAAAAAAUUUACCUCUUAAGUACCAAAUUUCCCUUUCCUUUAACUUAUUUACUCCUAAUCUUUAAUCUUGAUGUAAUAUAGCAUUAAAAUUUUACCUCUUAAGUACCAAAUUUCCAUUUCCUUAAACUUCUUUAAUCCUGAUCUUUAAUCUUAGUCUGUCUUAUAAUUUUAUCCUGUACAGCUGGAAACCACUUAUUUUCAAUCCAACAUCACUCUAACAUUCCUUAAUUUUGCAAUAUUUCUGUAAGUAGUCUUUGAAUUUUUUCCAAUCUUCUUCCAUCGCCUCUUCUCCCUGGUCACGGAUUCUGCCAGUCAUUUGCGCCAGUUCCAUAUAGUCCAUCAGUUUCAUCUGCCAUUCCUCCAGCGUGGGAAGUUCUUGUGUCUUCCAAUACUUUGCGAUAAGUAUUCUUGCUGCUGUUGUUGCAUACAUAAAGAAAGUUCUAUCCUUUUUUAACACCAUUUGGCCGACUAUGCCCAGGAGAAAGGCCUCUGGUUUCUUAGGGAACGUAUAUUUAAAUACCUUUUUAAUUCAUUAUAUAUCAUUUCCCAGAAAGCCUUAAUCUUUGGGCACGUCCACCAAAGGUGAAAAAUGUACCUUCAGUUUCUUUACAUUUCCAACAUUUAUUAUCGGGCAAGUGAUAGAUUUUUGCAAGCUUGACUGGGGUUAUGUACCACCUGUAUAUCAUUUUCAUAAUAUUCUCUCUUAAGGCAUUACAUGCCGUAAAUUUCAUACCUGUGGUCCACAACUGUUCCCAGUCAGCAAACAUAAUGUCUAUCUCCAUCUUGUUCCAGAAUUUCCCAAUAUUUCGGCCAUUUGGCCUCCAUAUUGAGCUUUUUCAGAGCUUUUGCUUCCAUCGGUGACAACCACCUUGGGGUUUUAUUUUCCAAUAAGUCCUUGUAUCUUAUCCAGACAUUAAACAAUGCUUUCCUGACAAUAUGGUUUUUAAAUGCUUUAUGUGCUUUGACCUUAUCAUACCACAGAUAUGCAUGCCAUCCAAAUACAUUGUUAAAACCUUCUAGAUCCAAAAUGUCAGUGUUUUCAAGAAGCAACCAUUCUUUCAACCAGCAAAAAGCUGCUGAUUCAUAGUAAAGUUUAAAGUCUGGCAGGGCAAAUCCACCUCUUUCCUUUGCAUCUGUUAAUAUUUUAAAUUUUAUUCUAGGCUUCUUGCCCUGCCAGACAAAUCUGGAAAUAUCUCUCUGCCACCUCUUGAAACAGUCCAUUUUGUCCACAAUUUGCAAUGUUCGAAACAAAAACAACAUUCUAGGCAAUACAUUCAUUUUUACCGCAGCAAUACGGCCCAGCAGUGAAAGCUUCAAAUUUGACCAAAUUUCUAAAUCUUUUUUCACUUCAGCCCAGCAUUUUUCAUAAUUGUCUUUAAAUAAAUUCCCAUUUUUUGCUGUCAUGUUAAUCCCCAAGUAUUUAACUUUCUUAACCACUGUUAAACCUGUUUCAUUCUGAAACCUCUCUCUCUCCAUUGGUGUUAAAUUUUUCUCUAGAAUCUUGGUCUUUAACUUAUUCAGUUUAAAUCCUGCAACUUGACCAAAUUCUUGAAUCAGUUCUAAAACUCUUUUAGUACUAGAUUCUGGCUCCUGUAACGUCAAUACUAAGUCAUCUGCAAAUGCUCUCAAUUUGUACUGUUUGGCUCCGACCUGUAUACCUUUAACCAACUGGUCCCUUCUAAUCAUAUUCAGCAGAACCUCCAGGACCGAUAUAAAAAGCAAUGGGGAGAUUGGGCAACCUUGUCUUGUCCCUUUUUCUAUCCUAAAUUCUUCCGUCACCACAUUAUUUACUAUUAGUUUAGCCUUUUGUUCUGAAUAAAUUGCACUUAUACCGUUUUCAAAGCCUUGGCCUACCCCCAUCCCCUGUAGGGUCUUCUUCAUAAAACUCCAAGAGAUAUUAUCAAAAGCUUUCUCCGCGUCCACGAAUAUCAAAACUGCUUUAGUAUUUAUGUUCACUUCUAGUUUUUCCAAAAUAUCAAUUAUAUUCCUCAAAUUAUCGGACGAGUGUCUUCCCGGGAGAAAGCCCGCUUGGUCAUUAUGAAUCUCUUCCAUCAAUACUUUUUUCAAUCUCUUGGCCAAAAUGUCUGCAAAAAUUUUGUAAUCCACAUUAAGUAAUGAUAUGGGGCGGUAGUUCUUAAGCUGAGUCAGACCUUUUCAUUUUUAUUUUUUUUAAAUGAUAUUUAUUGGAGUUUCACAUGAAAAAAAAAUCUUAAUAAAGGGGAAAAAAAUUUAAAAAUAGAAAGAAAAAACACCAUACAAAGUACGAAAUACAAAAUAGGAAAAGAAAAAAAGAAAAAACAGUUAAAAACAAUUCCGUCUUUUCACACAACUUUUACAUUUACUUAUUUACUCCUCAUACCUCCCUCUUUUGUAUUCCAGUUCAAUUUGUUUGUCCAGUAAUUCCUUUCCCUCCUUUUUAAUCCCAUCCUUAAUCUUACUAUAAUAUAACAUUAAAUUUUAAUCUAUUAAAAACCAAUUUUCCAAUAACUUUAAAGCCUGUACAGCUAGAAGCCACUUAAUUUCAAUCCAACAUCACUCUAACAUUCUUUAAUUUUGCAAUAUUUCUGUAAAUAGUCUUUAAAUAGACCUUUUCAAUUCACUGUGCCAUUGCUCAAGAGCUCAAAUGUGAAAUUGCUGGUUUGCUAAUGGUAAAAAGGAACUUGGCCCUCAGAUCAGCCUCCACACAUGAGGGCUGGAAAGUAGCCAGUGUAGCAACACCUCUUGGGGGGGGGGGGUUAAGGAAAAAAGAGGGGCUCUGGGGUAUUACAGAUUGGUUAGCCUAACAUAUCUGCCAGGAAUACUGGUGGAAAUGUACUGGAUAUAAUCCUUCAAUGUAUAGAAAAUCAGUUCUUCUGGAAGCAGAGUCAGGAAGGCUUCUUUCUGUAAAGUUAAGUCUCCUCUCACUAACCUCCCUUGAGAGUCUCAAGAAACGCAUGGAUAGUCAACAGUCUAGCCUUGUGUCUUGAAUCGUAUUUUACUGUGGUUGCUUUACUUUAAAGUGGUUGUUCUAUUUGUGAUGGUAGCGUUAGUUAGAAUUUUGUUUUAUUUUACUCAUUUAUUGAAUUUAUAUACCGCCCUAAAACCAAAGGUCUCAGAGCUGUUCACAGAAUAAAAUCACAAUAUAAAACCACAAAAUACAUAAUCAAAACAACAACAAACCAAUCCCUCCCCCCCCCACAAAACCCUCACAUUUUAAAAGGGCAUAGGAUGUCAAUCAAAUCAACCAAAGGCCUGGUUAAAAUGUAAUGUUUUUGCCUGGCGCCUGAAGGUGUAGAAUGAAGGUGCCAGGCGAAAUGAAAUUGCAUGUUGCUGGAAACCUGUUGUCUUGAAAGGUGGCUUAGAAAGAGAUGGCUCCUCUUGUGGUCCUCUCCCUUUUGCAGACUCUUCUCUGGAUCUUGCACGGUGGGCUCAGUGCAGGGUCCCUUGGAAGGAAGCAGGCGCAGAGGGAGAGAGGGGGCUGGGCCAGGUUCCCGUGAGCCCUUUGGAGGGCUGGGCCUGGGCCUUCUUGGUAGGGGACCUCAUCCUUCUUCCCUUCCUCCUUCUGGCUCAGGCUGCAGCACCUGCCCUUUGCCCUGACCAAUCUCAACCUGAAGGCGCUCUGGCUGGCAGAGAACCAGUCGCAGCCGAUGCUCAAGUUCCAGGCGGAGGAUGACGAGAAGACCGGGGAGAAAGUGCUCACCUGCUACCUCCUCCCACAGCAGCCGUCGCCCAGCCUGGGUAAAUGCUGCUCCCUGCCCCACCCCCCGGCCAGGCUUGCUCUAGUGGGGGGCUUCUUGCCUGGGCUGGGUGGAGACCCUCCUGGCUGGGGCCGUCCCGCCUGCAACAGGAUCCCUGACUCUGCUCUCCUCCCGCAGAGAACCUGCAGAACAGCCUGGACGACAGCUGGAUGGACACCAACCUCAACCGCGUCAGCGUGAUCCAGUUUGUGGAUGAGCCCAAGUUGGAUGAGGAUGAGGAGCCGGGGGCCGAGAGGAGGGUAAGUGGGCGGAGAUGGGGGCCGUUUCCCUGCUGAAGGACUGUCCUCCCCAAGCCUGGAUUGGGCUGUCAGAUGUGGCUGUGGGGUUGGGAGCUGGGGGUGCCCAUCACCUGCCCUGUCCUUCUGGAGCCCGCAGUGGGCGUGGGGGGCUGCAGGGCUGCUCUUGGCCUGUCAGGCUGGCUGGGCCGGUGCUCCUGCCUUGUGUGGGUCCUCCUGGGAGCAGAGCUGGGAAAUGGGGGAGGAGGGCAAGUGCGCGCCGACACCUCUGUCCUGUGUUUGCCCUGUCGCUGCAGCUGAGCCUGGCCUCUGCAGUUGCUUGGGGGCCUGUAGGUGGUGGGGGAGUUUUCCCCACCUCUAACCCCGCUCCUGCUCACAGGGCCUGCAGCGAAGGGCAACUCCCCACCCAAGUGAGCUGAAGUCCAUGAAGAAGGUGAUGGAAGGGCGCCGCAGCGAGGCAUCUGCUGCCAAACUGGACACCCAGCGGGAUUCUUCCAGUUCAGAGGUGAGGGGGCGUGGGGUGGGCUCUGGGCAGUGUCCAUCAUAUAAAAUGUUGCAGGAGGGGGAGAGGGAGGCACAGAGCGGGACCGGGCAGUGGGCCUGGACAAGGCUUCCUCAGAGGGAGGUUUAAUAAUAAUAAUAAUAAUAAAUUUUUAUUUAUACCCCACCCUCCCCAGCCAAGACCGGGCUCAGGUUUGCAGUGGUGGAGCUGGUGACAUGAGCCCCUUCUGCAGACUUGCUGCAGGCCCAUCUAGGGCUGGAGGGCUCUGAAUGGGGCAAGGGGGUGGCCUGACCUGGCCCAGCUGUGGCCUUUGGGGCGGCAGGCCCAUCCUGCACAGGGGCUCAGGCGCUGGGUGCCAGGCAGUGCAGCUGUCUUGUGCCCUCGCUGACUCAUUCCGCAUCCUGCCCCUCAGGAGAAGAGGCUGAGUGCCACCUCCAACCGCAGUGAAGACUCACGGGUCUCCAGCAGCACCAUCUCUGCCAGCUGCCAGGAGGCGGCGGUGGCAGCAGCAGCAGCGAAGCACGUGCGGGAGGCCUCAAGGCCAGAAGAGGCAGUGAGGGCCCCUGAGGGGCAGGAGGAGGAGGAGCAGGAGCAGGAAGGCUGGCGGCGGCGGCGGCAACAGCAGGAGGCCGGGGUGGCUGUGGAGGAAGCCCCAGCUGGCCCUGAGGAGGAGGAGGAGCUGGAGUACAAUGAGGUACAGUGAGCCUCUGGGAGCUUCUUCUGUGGCAACAUCUUGGGCCAAAGUCAGACCCUGCCUUGUUCUGGGAAGCAGCAGCAGGGAGUGGGGAGCUGAGCCCGGCUGAGGGAGGGAAGAAGAGAGACCCUGCUGGGCUGUGAGAGGAUGGGGGGGGGCUGCCCAAGGAUGCCAUGGUGUUGGUGGCCAUGUUAGGAAGUGGGGGCAGGCGUGUUCCCUAGGUCCCUGCAGCCCCAUUUGUCCCACAGGGCAGCCUUUGGCCAAGGGGCUGGGGGAGGGAGAUCUGCCCGCCUCUUGCCUGGUGAAGGGCACAUCCAGGACCCCUCCUGGGGAACUGGAAGGCUGUUGGCACCAUGAAGGGACUCAGCUUCUUAGGGGCUGGGGAGGCCAGGUCAAUGGAUGGGGUUCUGUUCUACACAGAAGGUGGCAGGGGGUGGCAUCAUCACUCGUUGGGCAUGUUGCUGCCACGUUGAGGAAUUUUUCUUUCACUUGGUUGUGUAUGGAGGACCCUCAUUAAAUGUUUUUGCUGUGUGAAUUCAGUGGCAAGGCAUUUUUCUUGCUUAUGAGUGUUUUGCACUGCAAGGGGCUGGAUUGGAUGAGCCUUGGGGUUCCUUCCAACCCUUCAGUUCUAUGAACCCUGUUUUGCUGUGUCCAAAUAGCCAGAGCAAAGAGGCGGAAGGGGGGGGGGUCAAAGGAGCCACGGAAAGCCUUGCACUCUGGAUUCAUUUCACAUGUUGGGCCAGGGGCCGCAGAGGAGUGUCUUGCUGCCUUUGUGAAUACUUAUGUGCAAUAAAAACUCCUCAGUUUAAUUUAAACCAGUUUUAAUGUAGGACCCACAGUGGCAAACAAGUGAUUAGGCAAUAAAAACAUAUUUAAGACAUAAAAAAUAAUAAUCCAAGCCAGAUGCAUUGGAUGUGGUGGAGUAAGACCAGAGGGCAACCCUUGCUGCCUGGUGCUUGGGGCUGCCCAGGUCCCCUGGAGAUGCCCCACCUGCUGUUAGCCCUGGGCUGCUUGAAACAGGCUUGGCCGCAGCCCAGGCCAGCUCCCUGGGAGGGGGCUUUGAGCGCUGCCUUGGAGCAGAGGAUCCCAAGAGGAUCGAGGGGGGGUGCUUGGGGGCUUCAUUUAAGGGUGUUGCACCUGCAGUUUCAAAAGAAACUUAACUGAGGAAAAUCUGUUAGCACAAGGCAGAGCAGGUGAUGGAGUACACCUGGUGGUGCUGAUGAGGAGACCCCCAGAGAGGUUGUGCAGGGGCUGGUCAGCACCAGAAAGCAGGUUGGGAAAGUGAAAGGAGAGCCCCACUGGGCCAGGCUGAAGACCCUCCUCAAAGGACAGAACUUCACCUGCCCAGUGGCUUCCCCCAGACACUCCUUCUUCAGGAUGUGGAGGUUCCAUGUGGCCCCUGUGGGAUCUGCGUCCUUCAGAGGCCUUUCCUGUGUCCUGCAGCAGCAGGGUCUUGCGUCCCUGGGAGGCUGCGCAGGGUGCACAGCUGAACAAUGGAGCUUGUCAUUGCAGGAGGGUCGGGCUAGUAAGACCAUAAUAAGGACCUGCUGGACCAGGCCAGGGGCCCAUCUCGUCCUGCUCUCACAGUGGCCAGUCAGCUGCCCAUUAUGGGAAGCCAGUGAACCAGAGUCGAGCGCAAGAGCAGUUCUCGCCGCAGCCAGAGGCAUUCAGGCCCAUUGCUGCCUCUGCCCAUGGAGGCAGAGCAAGCCAUCCUGGCCAGGAGCCAUUGAGAACCCUCUUCUCCGUGAAUUGGCUCAGCAAAGCCGCUUUGUUCUGCCUCCGCCGUUGGGACUGUCUCAUUCUGAAUGCUGGUACGGGGGGGGGGGCUGCGUAGGGGGCACCUGGCUGGCUGGACUAGAGGGGGGCCCUUUGGCCUGACCCAUGGUAGGAAACUAAUCUCUGGGAUUUGAGAUUAAGGCUCUCUCUGUUCCUCAGGUUUGUUUAAUGGCAGAAGUGUGGACCUCCCUCUCCCCCAGGGGCCUUCCCGCUGUGGCUCCCCCAGGGCACUCAGAGCAGGCUGAGCUCAGUAGAAAUGGGGUGUGUGCUGUUUUUAAAUCUGCACCUCAGCCCUGCAAGGGGCAGGACGGCUUAAUGAGGGCUCCUUGGGCUCCCCUGCUCUCUUCAGAAGGGAGAGGCUUGCCUGUUUGGCAGACCCCCAAAUUUGUGUGCAGAAGAGUCCAGCAAAGAUGGCAGGCCUUGCAAUAACAGAGAGCUGGCAGCCACGUGAGAAGCCUUGCCAGGCCUUUGCCCCAGAGAGCAAGAGGGCUCCCAGCCGCCCCAACACACCCAGGCGGACACAGCUCUGGUCAGCUCACCUCAAAAGGGAUAUUGUAGAGAUGGCAAAGGUCAGAAAGGGGCACCCCAAGGAUCGGGGGGGGCGGUGAAGCAAUUCUCCCAUGAAAAGGCAAAUCAGAGGUGCCAUGGUAGACGUUUAUGAAAACAGGUCUGGAAUGGAGAAAUGGAGAGAGGGCAGUUUUCCUCCCUCUCACUACACUGGAACUGGGGGACAUCCAGUGAAGCCAGACUUGGAAGGUUCAGGACGGAUAAAAGGAAGAACUUCUUCACGAAGCACAUCGUUCAACUGUGGAACUCUCUCCCACAGGAGCCAGGGAAAGCACCAGCCUAGAGGGUUUUAAAAGAGGCUCCGGCCGGAGGAGGCUCUGGGGGCUGCCAGCCAGGAUGGCUCUGCUCAGUCCCCCCAGCCGGAGGCAGCCCUGCUGCUGAAGGCCAGGGGCUGGAGGGGGCAGAGGGGCUGUGGCGCUUGCAGCUGUCCCCAAGAGGCGCCUGGUUGGGGGUCCCCUGUGGGCCAAUCCAGUAGUCUUUUCUUACGGAGGGGAGGGAAAUAGGUACCUGCAGAAGAGGCUGCCUGACCUGCUUGUAUUGAGAGCCCCCCCCCCCCAUGGGGGUGUUUUCCCUGCAGCCCACGGUGCACUUUGCAGAAGACACACUGGUGCGCAGCGAGGAGGAAGAGGAGGCGGAGGAAGAGCACCCGUUCCCAGCAGGGAAGCAGCGGCUCAUCCGCAAAGACACCCCCCACUACAAGAAGCACUUCAGGAUCGCCCAGCUGCCCCGGCCAGAGGCGGUGGUGGCCCUUUUGCAGGGGCUGAGUGCUGAGGGGGGGCCCCAGGAGAAGGAGGCCGCCCCCGUGGAGGAGGAGGAAGAAGAGGAGGAGGAGGAGGAGGAGGAGGCCAGGUGGGAUGGAGACCAAGCCCAGGAUGGGGCUGCACCUGCCCCACCCUCCUCCGUCAAGGUAAGGACCUGGGGGGGCAGCUGGGGGGCAGCUAGCGCUCUCUCUCUCUCUCUCUUUCUCUCUCUCUCUCUCUCUGUGGUGCUGGGGCUCCUGGAUGCUCGGGUGGGGCCUGCCCCUCUGCCUCUCCCUCCCUCCCUCUGUCUGUGUCCCCCCCCCACCCGGUGGCGGUCCACCCGGCCCUCCCCCCCACUAAUCCGCAUGCCUCUCUGCUGGUUCCUGUCCUAACAGGGGGUGUCGUUUGACCAAGCCAAUAAUCUGCUGAUUGAGCCUGCUCGCAUUGAGGAGGAAGAGGUCUGUACUGCCUCCCCCCCACGUCUCUCCCCCCACCCCCUUUCCCUGGGGCUUGCAGGGACUGCCCCUCUCCGCACUGUGGUGGCAGCUUCUCUCCUCCCCUCUUGUCUUCCCACACCUGAACUGGGGGGGGGGGGGUGAUGCGGGGCUUUAGUCCAUGCCUAUGAGGGAGAAGGGUGAGGAGAGGAGGCAGCUGGCUGUGGAGCCUGGCACCUGGAGCAACUGAGGGCUAUCUUGGCUGCAGACUGGUGCUUUGGCCUGAGACGAGCUCUCUUCUCCCCAGCAGGAGUCUGGGGCAGCCUUCCCAGCCCCCUGAGCCAGCCCAAGUGCUCCCAGGGGGGUGCUUUCCUUGAAAGUGCUGGUGUCUGGCACACUCCGUCCUGGAUAGAGGUGUCCCUGCCAGAGGCCUUUGGCAAGCCCAGAAAGAGACUCCACAGCUGCUUCUCCUCAGCAGAGCAGCCUCAGCGCAGCCAGGGCCCCUGAGCUCCCCAGAGAGGAGGGGGCUGGGGGUGGGGAGAUGCCUUGCACCAGGGCCUCCCUUUCCAGGGGGUCUUCAGGGUCCCCGCUAGAGGAGGCAGAGCUGCCACUGGGCCCCAUCUCCCCUGAGCACUUUGGGCUGCUAAAGUCAGCCCAGCUUGGCUCUGGCAGGUUUGGCAAAUGCCUGACUGCUGCUGCUCUGUCCCCUGAGGCCGCCUCUCGGCCCCCAUGCCCCUCUGCUUGAGGGGGGGGGGGCUCAGACGCCUCCAGGGCCUUUUUCUCCCCUGUGCACCCCCUGCCAUAGGGGCACACGCACAUACCCUGCUUGGCUCCCUCCAUGAGCUUUUGGCCUGCUGGACCUCUGCUCACGCCUCUUGCCUGCCCAGAAUGUGGCCAGAGGCUUCCCCCAACCCUCUUUGCACAAGGCUCUGCCACGCUAGCCGGACGGCUUUGGCAUUACCCCCCCCCCCGGCUCUCCUGGGGCCUGAGCACUUGCUCUGUGGCCUUUCCUUGGCAAAAGCAAGGGACCCCCCCCCCCCCACGUAGCAGAGCUGGUGGGGUGGAGAAAAGCAAGAGCAUCUCAGGCCUGUCCUGGGUGAUGGGCCCCCUGAGGGUCUCUGUUGGCCUUGCGCUGCAAGACAGACACAGAUUUCUCCUCUUCAGGCAAGGGAGGGUGGGGGUGAGUGGCUGGCAGUGGGAGAUAUUUCAGGGGGCCUGGGAUCUGGUGAGACGUAUGGGAGCCCCCUCCCACAUAGGUGGCCCUGGUGGUGAAUUGGCCGCUUGGUCCAGGGGUGGAUUGCAGGUCUUGUGGGCACCCAAAGGAGAUGCUUGGGGGGCUGCUUCCUCACCCCUCAUUAUGGGCUCAGACCCUGGUCCAUGGUGCCCCCCUCGUUCCGUAUGUCUUUGCUGCUGUGUCUCCCCUAACCUUGCCCCCUUUUGCUUCCAGCUGACCCUGAGCAUUGUGCGGCAGACGGGGGGGCUGGGCAUCAGCAUUGCGGGGGGCAAAGGCUCCACCCCCUACAAGGGAGACGAUGAGGUACGGGCAGCUGCAACAGGGAGGCUUUCCACUUGGGGUUUGGGGGUCCCCUUGACCUGGGGCAGCUGUGGGGCAGGGAAAGGAGUGGCCGUUUUGGCUGGAGUGGCUGACUUGGGGGGCCGAGUCAGGCUGCUGAGCUGCCACUGCCCAGGAAGCCCCCCCUGACUGCUCCCCUCUCUUUGCAGGGCAUCUUCAUCUCCCGCGUCUCUGAGGAGGGUCCGGCUGCCCAGGCAGGGGUGCGGGUGGGGGACAAGCUCCUGGAGGUGAGUCGUUGAGCCCCCUUAGGUGGGUUGGGGAGGAGACAUCUGCAUAAACCCAGGGCCAGCUGCUCCCUCCUGCCAUCCCCUUUUUGGCAGGCCCUGUCCUGGGUGUAGAAGGCCUUGCUCAGCCCCUUCCAGGCCAAGCUGCCCCCCAGGUCCCAUGGCGUCUCCCUUGGCCUCCUGCCCGUGGCUGGUCUCUGCCUGCCUGCCUGGGGCCUGAGUCACCAGUCAGAAUAAGUACAUGCUGGAAUUGCCAGCAGCAGCCCAGGCUCCCUCGCAGCUCUAGGUGGGCAUUUGCUUCUGCGUUGCCCUGCAGAGGGGGAGGAGAAGAUGGCCCUUGCCAGACUGCCAUGGGAGGGGGCUGCCUGCCUGCCUACCAAAGGAGUGCCAGGCUCCCCUUGGGGCUCUCUGGGGGGGGCCGGGGGGCCCUCUGCAGCCGGUCUCUGGCCGGGCGCUUGCCUGAGCCAGCCCCCUCUUUUGCGCCCCCGGCAGGUGAACGGGGUGCCUCUGCAGUGCGCGGAGCACCAUGUGGCGGUGGAGGCUCUGCGUGGCUCGGGCACCACGGUCUCCAUGACAGUUCUGCGGGAGAGGAUGGUGGAGCCGGAGAACGCCGUCACGGUGACCCCCCUGCGGCCGGAGGACGACUACAGCCCCCGGGAGCGGCGGGGGGUGGGCCUGCGCUUCCCAGAGAGGCCUGAGGGAGCCCCCCUGACGGAGCGCCUCUCCACCUGCCUCAUGCGCAACGAGCGGGGACUGGGAUUCAGCAUCGCUGGCGGCAAGGGCUCCACACCCUACCGGCCGGGGGACACGGUGAGGAGGGGAGGGAGGGAGGGAGGGAGGGGGACCGCCUCUCUCUGGCCGGCAGCCGCCUGGCAGGGGCUUCGGCGACACCCGAUCCCGGCCUCUGCGCUUAUUCCUGGCUCCUCGCUGACGGGGGCACUUCAUGCUCCCGGGACGGAGGGACAGAGGGGCCCUUGCCUUGCCUGGUGACAGAGGAGCAGGGGGCUCUGUAGGGAGGGGCCCUGACUUUCCUUUCCCCCCAGGGGAUCUUCAUCUCUCGGAUUGCAGAGGGGGGCGCAGCCCAUCGGGACGGGACCCUCUGUGUGGGCGACAGGGUCAUCUUGGUGAGUGGACUCUCUUGGGGGGGGGGCUUCCUGAGGACCAGGCAAGGUUCCUCCAGGGGGCUCUGGGGUCCCCCCUGCCCCCUGCUUGCCCGUUCAGGGUGGGGCUGAGUCUAGCCAGGGGGGAAGUGGGCUGUGUUUUGGAGGGGGUGAUGUUGGAGUCACCUUUCUGGAACUCCGGGUGGGUGGGCACGGCAGGUGGGGGGCCAGCCAUUUUGUUCUGAAGCUCUUUCCCUCCCUCCCCUCCCUCUCCUGCUGCUCCUCUUCCUCUUCCUCCUUGUGGCCUGUUUCUCUGCCUCCUCCCGAGGCGCAGCCGAUCUCUGCUCAGCAGCCAUGAUGAGAGAGGAUGGGGGGGUAAGCCCCGAGACGGCCUCGUCAGUGCUGGCUUCCGUCUGCCUGUCUGUCUGCCUCCCUCCCUCUCUCUCCUCUGCCCUCUGCUGGGUGAUGUACACUUUGCCCCACACCUCUUCUCCCCCCCCCUUUCUUUGGGGACGAGGGCAGGAAAAGAGCUUGCGCUCCUUGGCCCCCUGUCCUGAGCUGCUGUUUGCCUUGAUCGGGGGGAGGGAGAACACGCCUUGCCCUCCCAGCCCCCUUCCGCCUGCCGAGGCUGGGGUCCUUGCCUCUGGUCCCAGGCCUGGGAUUGGGGGCCCUGUGUGCAUGCCCUCCCUGCCUCCCCCUUUGACGCUGGUUUGGGGCCGUUCUAGAUCAAUGGGGUGGACAUGACGGAAGCCAGGCAUGAUCAGGCCGUAGCGCUGCUUACCGCCGCCUCCCCCACCAUUGCGCUGCUGGUAGAGAGAGAUGCUGUGCCCGCUGCCCCCCCCACCGCCACCCAGCCCAGCGAGGAAGACCUGCCCUUGGGGCAGCGGGCACAGCGGGCACACUCUCCGCCACCACCGACCCCCACCCGCGGGGAGAGCCCACCUGAGGAGACGCUCCUGCCCCACAGGAGCCACCCCGCCCAGAGCCUGGAGAGCCAGUACCCCACGGAGGUAGGCGAAGGGCAUGGGGGCACUGUCUGUCUGUCUGUCCCCGUGGGAAGCUGCUGGCAUGGGGAGCCCCUCCUGUCUGGCCCCUGCCCACCCUGGGAAGUGCCCUGGUCACCCUGGUUUUUGCCAGCUCCCCUUUGGAUGUGGGUCCCUCCAGCCUCUUUCUCCCCCUGGCCUGGAGUCGGGUCCCGGCAUCUGCUCCUCCAUGAGGCCCUCUCUUGACCCUGGCUUGGCUUUCUUGCUUUCUGCCCGCAGGAGGUGAUCCUGGUCAAAGCGGGGGGGCCGCUGGGGCUCAGCAUUGUGGGCGGCAGCGACCACUCCAGCCACCCCUUUGGGAUCCAUGAGCCGGGGGUCUUCAUUUCCAAGGUAGAGGUUUGCAGGGCUGUGUGUGGAGCCCUCCCCUGAGAACACCGUGGUUGGGAAGCCUAGGAGUUACUACACAACCCGUUGACUCUGCAAAUCUUGCCAUUCCGUGUGCUCCAGAGCCCCCCUUGGAGGCCCAAAGAGCAAGGAAGCCCCCCCCCCAAUUCUCCACUUUCUCUGCUCAGAGCCCCCUGUUUUCAUUAAAUUAUUUUUAGUAGCAAAUUUUAACAAGGAAGAACAGGGAAAGAACCAGCCCGCCCAUUAGGGGUUCUAGCACCCCUCAGUGCAGCCAUCUCAAAUGAAACACAAAAGUGGACUGCAGGCCCCCCAGGGGCGCAGAGAGAGCCUCCUCUGAGAUGGGCGUUGAUAGGGAAUGCAUUCAGAAGUGGCCAAGAGACAGCCAGGCCCUCAGACUGUUGUAUAAUAGUUUUUCUGGGGGGUGGGCAGGCUGUUAGCACUAGAAGAGCUUGCAAAGUCCACGUUUGUUGGCCUUCCAUUAAUCCCCAUAACAGGAAUGUGAUUUAAAAGUACACGGACCUCUGCAACCAUUGAGGAUUUUGCCUGUGAAAAGUGGAUAGGGACAGCAGCCACGUCAGACCAAAAGGAAGAGAGAUAUAUGUGUAUCAGCAUACAGAAGUGCCUCUGGGGGGCGGGGGGCGGACAUCUUCAGCCUCUCGGCCAGGCCAAGUGCCCGUCUGGCUGCAGGUGUUGGGGACACUGCCAGCUUGCCCCCCCAGGCCGCAGGCAGGGCUCUUUCCCACCUCUUCUGCGCUGCCUUGGCAGGUGAUUCCUCGUGGCCUGGCCUCUCGCAGUGGGCUGCGGGUGGGAGACCGGAUCCUGGAGGUGAACGGCAUUGGCCUCCGACACGCCACGCACCAGGAGGCCGUGACGGCGCUGCUCUCCAACACGCAGGAGCUGAGGAUGGUCGUCCGGAGAGAUCCUCCGCCCCCGGGCAUGCAGGUAGGGGGCGCAGCUCUGCUGUUGUGCCCCUGGAGAGGCGCCUUCUUCAGCAUUGGGCAUCUUCAGCCCCGCUGGGAUGUGGCUGGGCUGACCCACCACAGCUCCCUCCCCUCUGGCCUGCAGCCUCCGUAGCUUCCCCAGGAUGGGGUCUCCUGCCCCCUCCCUGAAGGCCUCCGCUGCCCACCCCCUGCUUUCCCAAAGAGCCUUCCCCAGUGCCCGUCUGCUGGAGCUGAGGUGGAAGCAGCCAGGACUGGGAAGGAGGAGGCCCCUCUUUCCUGGCUGGGGGGGCUGCUGCCCAGCCCCCCCUUCCAACUUGCUUUUGCUCACUCUGUCAGGAGAUCUGCAUUGAAAAGAGGCCAGGGGAGAAACUGGGCAUCAGCAUCCGAGGAGGUGCCAAGGGCCACGCAGGGAAUCCCUUUGACCCCACGGACGAGGGCAUCUUCAUCUCUAAGGUACGGGGUAGCACUCCCCCCCACCCUGGCCGAAGUUUGCUGUGCUGGACUAGUGCCAAGUGGGGGAGGGAGGUCCCAGCUGUGUUUGGAAGGACCCACAGCCGUGUCUCCACACCACGUCCCUCCCACCCAGGGUUGCUCUGAGGACUUUUGUUGGGGGGGGGGCUGUGGAAAGCAGAGUUCUGGAGCCUUGAGCAGAAGGUCUGGACCCCCUGCCUGCCCCCUCCCCAAACCAUGAGGCCCUUUCUGCCUCCAGGGCCCCUCCAGCUCUGGCUGCUCCCAGGGCCUUGAGGGUGGGGGUUGCCUCCCUCCCUCCCUCCCCGGCUCCUUCCUCACCCUCCUCUGCUUUGUGCAGGUCAGCUCCACAGGGGCUGCAGCCCGUGACGGGCGGCUGAGGGUGGGCAUGCGCAUCCUGGAGGUGAACCACCAGAGCCUGCUGGGCAUGACGCACACGGAAGCGGUCCAGAUCCUGCGCGCUGUGGGAGACACCCUUCUGGUGCUGGUCUGCGACGGGUUUGACCCCAAGGCUGUGGCGGCCAUUGAGGUGGGUGCUAGGAGGGGGGCCCUGGCCAGGGACGGGAGGUUUGCCUUCAGUGCCUUUUCCUGCUGAAGCCCUGUGGCGAGGGCAGCUUCUUAAAGACGAGGUACACCAUGGGUCUGGUGUGUCCCCCCAGACACCCCCUCUGCCUGCCUCUGUGCUGGGCAGGGACCAGAGCCCCCCCCCCCACCUCUCUCGUCUGCCCCCCAGAUAUCUCCAGGGAUCAUUGCCAACCCCUUUGCGGCCGGCAUCGGGCGCAAGAACAGCCUGGAGAGCAUUUCCUCCAUUGACCGGGACCUCAGUCCGGAGGAGCUGGACGUCCUUCAGAAGGUAAGGCCUGUGGUUCCCAGGGGAGGGCAGGCUUAGGUGCCCCUUCUCUCUGGCAAGGCUGCCAAUCCCCGCCCCGCCCCCCAGAUCUGGAGAAAAGCCCUUGAGGAGUCUGGCUGGCGUGUGCCCUCAGCUCUGACCGCCUCCUUUGUGUCCCCAGGAGUUGGAGAUGGUGAGGGAGACAACCCAGUGGGAGAGGGAAGAGACGGAGAAAGUGGUGAGACGUGAUGGCCCUGCUCUACCCUUCCAGGGUGAGGGAAGGGGGCUGCCUGGAUCGGGGCCUCCAGUCCCCCUGGCAGCCCCCUUCCCUCCCCCCUCCUGCUCCUGCUGGGGCUGCUUUGGGGCUGCUUUGGGGCCUGGGCUCUUCCCCCCAACCGCUGACUCCGCUAAGGUCUCCUCUGCCCCUAGAAGCUGCGCUUUGCUUUGGGCCGGGGGUGAGGGGAGAGGUCUGGCAGGGAGUGGCCAUUUGUCCUGGCAACCUUCCCUCUGCUUCCUGCUCAUCCUGCUCUUGUCUCCCUCUCCCCCCUUGCGAGUGCCUGGGCAGCUUCCUGCCUGCCUUUGCCCGAAGGAGGCUGCUGGUUCUAGCCCAGCCCAUGCCCUCUGCCUGCAGUGCCAGGUGACUUGGGCCUCCCAUAACGCCUGUGCCGCCUUCCUUGGCUCCGUGGGGGGGAGACGCAGCCGUUGCUGAGAUACUGUGCUCAGCAGAGUGUUGUCGGCCCCUUUUGUGUGCCUGGCUCCCCAGCAGGGCCACAAGUCUUCCUCAGCCCUUUGCCAAGAGGUUCUGGAAUUCGAUCUCAGGGCUUGCGCUGCUCCAUCUCUGAGCAAUGGGCCCUUUUUGUCUAGUGGAAACCAGGGGGAGUCUGUCAUUUGUCUGGCCAUGAUUCAGGGCUUGGGGCGUUCUCCUUCUGGGAGCAGCGACAGGGGCUGGGAGCCUUUUUCUCUUUGACCAGGAUCCGCCAGACAGGUUCUUCACCACAAGGCGGUUUUAGGAGGCCCCCGUAGGUCUUCCCAGGGGGACCCACGGUGGGUGAGGUGGUCACACUCUGGCUCCCUGUGGGCACAGUGCCGGCCACUCAGGGAGGGAGGGAAGCCCCCCUCUGUGAGUCUGUGCGAGGCAGAGGCAGACGGGUCCCGGCCAAGCAUAUGGCUUCUUCCGUACCUGUUGAGUUCAGAUAUUCCCUUCUGAGGAAGAAUCCUUUGGCCAACCUCCUUCUGUGAGAUCUUGGGAGUCUGGAUUUGCUCUGGGAAGGAAUGUGGGCGUGGAAUGGCCCAAGAGACGAGGCCUGGUUUGGCCAGGAGAGCAAACACUCAUUCCUCCCUUUAUGUGAGGCUGGAGGAGGCAGUUGGGCUCUGGGCUUUGGCUGCUUGUAUCUUGGUGCUCAGGGCCAGGCUGGGUCCUCCAGGGGGAUCCGGCGGAGGGUUUGGGGAGUGCCUUGUGGCGCCUGGAGCCCGGACUUCCAGCAGAAAGAAGGCCCCAGCCCCUCAGUCCAGCUCCUCAGCCGCUGCAACUGGUUGUGCUUUGGGGCGACUUCCAAAUGGAGAUGUGCAAAAUUCCCUCCAGGCUUCAUCUUAGCCAGUUCCUGUGAGGAAACUCCUGAGCUAGUCCUCAGGUCAGAGCGAAGCCGAGGUCCAAGGAGCCGGGUGCCUUUUCCUUCCCCAGGGGGCCAAGCCUCUGGCUGUGGCCUCCUUCCUUGGCUGCUCCAUACGUGAGAGGCAGGGGGACACUCGCCUUCAUGCCUGGAGGAAAAGGCAGCCAUUCACCAGCACAGGAGGAAAAGAGAGAGAGAGAGAGAGAGAGAGAGAAAUGGGUGGGGGGCAAAGGGGAAGGAGCAGCAAAGAGCCUCCGGUGGGAGUGACUCCAGCUGGGGUCCCGCAGGAGGGGGCCAGAUUUUGGAAACUAGCAAAUGACUCUGGAGCAGCCGCCCUCCUGCCUGCCUGCUUGCCUGCCUUCCGGCGAGAGCUUUGCCCAAGACCAGGGCCUUUCCCCGGCACCUGACUCUGGCCGUGGGGGUCUGUAGUUUACUUUCUUUGAAAAGGACAGUUUUUAGGGGGGCAGAAAAAAAGGGUUAUUUCCCCCGGCUUUCAGUGGUGUUCAUCAUCCUAGUUAAAGUUUUCUCUUCCCUGCUUUCAAAGUUUGCCUCUUAAUCUUCAUUAGGAAAGGAAUUGAAAAUAAAACUGCGAUUAAUAUAAUACAAAUCUGUGAUGCAACUGCAUUCAGAGUCCGCUGCACAGGUGGGGUCACCUCACCUUAAAAAUUGUAGAGUUAGAAAAGAUUCAGAAAAGGACAAUGAGCAUGAUCGAGGGAGGGAUGGUAAUAAUAAUAAUAAUAAUAAUAAUAAUAAUAAUAAUUUCCCAGCCACUCUGGGCAGUUUCCCCAAAAACAUUAAAAAUACAAUAAAACAUCAGACAUUAAAAACUUCCCUAAACGGGGCUGCCUUCAGAUGUCUUCUAAAAGUCAGGUAGUUGUUUAUUUCCUUGACAUCUGAUGGGAGAUUGUUCCACGGUGUGGGUGCCACUACUAUGAAGAAAAAGUUGCAGCAUCAGGGACUUUUUGGAUUAGAGAAAAAGCCGGUCAUAGGCACCCUGAAAAAAGUUUAUAACAUGAUGCCUGACCUGGAGAAAGUGGAGGGAGGAAAGUUUUCCUCCCUCUCUCAUGACGAUCGAACUUGUGGACACCCAGUGAAGCUGAAUGCUGGAAGAGUCAGGAGUUGAAGUGGGGAACUGCUGGCUGCAGGAGGCAGGGAUGGCUUCAGAAGAGGACUGAGCAAAUUCCUGGCAGAUGCAGCUGCCUCUGCCCUGGGGGAGAGGGCUGCUCUUGCGAGCAGAGGAGGCUGGCUAGAUGGGCCCCCUGGGGCUGAGCUCUUCUGAUGCUCUUGUCACAGAAGCAGGAGGGGGGCUAGAGGGAAGACCCCAGCCCCCCACCCCCCGGGGCAGAGCCUGGGAAGGGAAGGGCCCCUCUGGCUGGCCCUGGCUGCCUGCUUUGCUGCAGACCCCGCUGAGAGGCCGAGCACCCUCUGGGGACCCCCUGGGCCCUGCUUCUGGCUGUGAAGUUGUGGGUUCUGCCUGGGACUCUGCCUGCUGCUCUGGGGUCCCUGCGGGUUCUGCUGCUGACCCCUCUUGCUCUCUCUUUGCUUGUGCCACCCGCCUGCUGCCUCUGCGAAGGAGCGGAAGCGCCGGGAGCGAGAGACGGCCACGCAGCUCCUGGCAGAGGAGGAGGAGGAGGCCGAGGUGAGGGGGGCGGCUGGGCUGAGGGCCUGAGGAAGGGGGCUGGGCUGGGUGGGCACGCUCCUGAGACCCCCCUGACCCUCUUCCCCCUCCCCACAGGACCUUGGCGCUGAGCCCCUGCAGCUGGACUACCGCACCUUGGCAGCGCUGCCCAACAGCGGCCUCCAGAAAGCCACCCGUGGCGUAAGUGAUGGGGAUCCACUGGCUUUGGCGAAGGGCGGGCUGGAUCCCAGCCAGCCUCGGCUGCUCCCUCUGCCUUCAGCCAACCCGAGCGAUGGCUCUUGUGGAUUGGGGCCCCUGGCGAGUCUCCCCAGCUGCUUUGGAGACCUUGUCACUUGGAGGGGGGCUCCUAUGCCCUGGAAGCAGCUGCUGGCUUCAGGGCUGGUUCUCGGGGGGGGGGGAGCGCAGAGAAGCUGAGGAGAGAAGCACCCAGAGUUUGGAAGAGAGAUGGGAGCACCAGGUGACCCGGGAGGCAGCCAGCAGACCGAGGGGGGGGGGCUCUGCUUCUGGGGGGACGGGGCUGGAGGUUGCCCUCAGCAGCAAUGAAGAGCAGUGGGGUGUUUGCCCCCCCCACUUGCCCAAGACCCAGUUGGCCUGGCUGGGUGAGGAGGGAGCAGGUGGGCUGCUUGGGGGCCAUUUUUGCUUCUCUGGAAAUCUGAUCUGCCUGAGUGAGAUUCCUGAGCCAGCCCAGCUCUGGGCUAUUUUGGGCUUGCCUGGUGGGCGUUGGAGGAAGGGGCUGGGCGGGGGGGGGGGGUCUUCCUUUGUCUGUGGCUGCUGGCAGGAGCGGUGAGUCUCUCUCUUUCUCCUGGCACCUGCAGGGCUUUUCCUCUGGGCACAAGUGAGCGGGCAGCUGGUGGGCAGCAGCAAGUGGGAGAACUGCUUCCUCAGGCUUGGUCAGGGCCAGGGCUCUGCUACUGUGCCUGCCUUCAUGGGGGGGGGGGGAGCAGGCAAGCUGUGCCCCUCUGGAUGUUGCUCAGCCUGCCAUGUUACUCCUGGUGCAGCAGGCGGUGGGUGCCAAAGGGCAGGAGCUCCCUCCCUUGGCUGGGUGUGCCAGGGAUGGCGGGGGACAAGGGGAUGGGCGUCCCAGACAGGGGUCCCUGUGCGGAGACCCUUGGUUUUUUUGGAAGGAGGGUGGCAGGGAGAGGCCCUUCUGUCCUGCUGAGCAGAGCAGGUGACCCUGUCUCCCCCAUGGAGGUCUUUCUUGGCCCUCCGCCCCCUUGGCUGCCUCCCCCCCGGCCAACACAGAGGGGCUUAUUGCCACCCUCCCUGCAUCCACGGGGCUUCCUGGGCAGAGGCAUGGGGCCUCCCAGCCCCCUCCUCUCCUUCUGGUCCCAUCCUGAGACUCCACCACUGCUGGGAUCAAAUGGGGAGGGGGUAUUGCGGGGGGGGGGCACUCCCAGCCCCUUCUGCCGUAGCUGGAGGCCGCUCUGUUUCUCUGAAGUUUCCUUCUGCCUCUCAAUGUUAAAAAAUAAACCUGUCCCGGAUGGUUUGCAGCAGAGCCCGGCUGUUCCGUGGCUGCGUCUUGGGGUUCUGGCUUGUGCCCAGAAGGAAGACGGGGUUUGUGGGGGGGCCUCCCUCCCCCAGGCAGCAAGGCCAGUUACCACAGAGGUUGCUGCUGCUGGUGGUGGCAGCACUGGGAGUGGCAGUCCAGCAUGUGGCCUGCCAUGUCUGUGCAUUGCAGGGAGGCAUCUCCACACCCUCCUGCACCCCGGGGAGGUCUCUGUCUCCCCCUCCCUGGGGGCCCUGCAGGCAUCUAGGGUCCCCCCCCCCCCGGCCACACAGCAGAGAGCUCCUCCCAUGAGCCACAGAGCUGCCCCACCAGCCGUGGCCCCUGAAAACGCAGUUCUUGUGUCUCUUCCUCAGCUUGUCCCUCCUGGUGCCAUGGAAAGGGACCCACGGGCGCCUCCCCUGCCGGCCCCCCCUCCCUUGGACCUGGGCCAGGCAAGCCUUGCCACGGCCCCCCCCAGCGGGGCUGCCCUCUCACUGCCGACUGCGGAGGUGGAGGAGGAAGAGAGCUUGGUGGACUCGCAGCCCAUCCCCUUCAGCGCCAAUCCCUUUGUGCUGGCCAACCGGCAGGGCAAGGCGUGUCUGGGGGGGCCUCCCCUUGGCUAUGGCAAGGGGGGAGUGCUGAAGACCAGCCUCUGCACCAAGGCAAGCGGCCUUGUGGCCUGGCCUGCUGUGUGCUGUGCCUCUGCUGCAUGCCGGGGCAGCGGGGGAGAAGGCAGCCAAGGCUCACGUUUGGGCUGGGACCCUCUCCGCCCCCCAUCUCUUGCCUGAGGGGGGCUCAGCUGCUCCGCACUGCAUGCAGGAAGUGUGUGUGUGUGGAGUGGAAUCAGGUGGGGGACGAGGCAGGCGAGCUCAAGCUUCUGCCGUGGGGACGUGCCUUUGCAGGGCAGGAGGACGAGGCAGUGGGCUUGGAGAGGAGGGCCCCCGCUGGCCCCUUCCCCCCUUGGCUCCCUGCAGAGUCUUUGGGCUGCUCCUCCCUUUGGCUGCUCUUCUGUCCUGCUUGGCUACUAACCUGCUUUGGGCCUGGCUCAUUUGGGCAGCGUUUGGGCUGCCGCCCCCGUGAGAGGAGCCCCUGAGCCACUAACAUGCAGACACUGCUUUGACAGUUUGUGCUCAUGGUUUGUUGUGCCAGUUUUGUCAACCUCUUUGUGUGUCUGUGGGCAGCAAAACAGGAGAAAAGUAGUAAUUCUAAAUGUCCAAAGAGGGUGGGAUUCUGCAGUGUGCACAGUUCCAUCUUGACACAACUCCCUCUCUGCGUGACUGAUCCAGCCACUUGGGAGCUGGCACGGAAGCGGGUUCAGGAGUUCGGAUCCUAUAAUGUGCAUUCAUGGGGACUAGGAGCUUGUGCAGAGGAAGACAUGUGCUGCGUUGGGAACGGAGGGUGCUGUUCCUUCCCUGCCUUUGGGCAGAGUUCCAGCAUUGCUCAGCCAAUGAAGAGAUGCUCUUUCAGCACUUAGCAGCAGGGGGGCUUCUUAGUGUGAGCAAAACUAGAGGGAGGGGUGUCCUGAGCAUGGCGGGGGGGGGGGCAGCAGAGGAGCUGGCGCUGCUCUGAGGGGCAGCUGGCUCGGGUGGAGGAAGAGUGUUGGCAGGUUUCUGGCUCCAACUGGGGAGAUCAGGCAGAUUCAUGACCCGCCAGAGCCCCUUUUAGGGGGCAGAUCCCAUAGGGAAGGGGCUUCUGCCUGGGGGUUGGGAGGGGCUGGUCUCUCUGGGCACCCUUGGGGUCCCUCAACACCACUGCCCCCCCCCCCGCUCACCAGCUGUCCUUCCUCUCCCUUUCAGGCCCUCUCAGGGGAAGGGGAACAGGUAGCCGCCUGGCGAGACGCUCCCUACUCUCCUGGCAGCCAGCAGGUAAGGGGUGCUGCAGUGGGGGUGGAGGGGGCUACGGUGUGUGUUGGGGGGGGUCUUUCCUCUGCCUAUCCUGCCUGUCAGUCAGCCAGACUCUCUGGUUCUCUCUCUGGUUCUCUCCCUGGCACUGCUGCCUUCCAGCCUCCUGCUGCCCCCCGGCCAGCCCACCUGGUGGGCAGAGAGACCCGCUUUGUAAGUGCCCCCUUGGUGUGCUGUGCCCGCUCUCCUCCUCUGCCCUGGGUGGGGGGAGGGGGCUGCUGAGGCUGUGCUUGGGGAGGAUGCUCUGUGGGGCUGGGCAGGGGACCCUCACUACUCGCCCCCCCGCUGCUGCUGGUCUUUUUGGCUGCUUCUGCAAGAGUGGUUUCUAGCUGUAGUCUGGGAGGGGCAGGAGGAGCCAGUUUGUGGCAUCACUGGGGGCCCUUUCCAGCAUAGUUCAAGAUGUGGCGUCUCUUUUGGGAGCGGGGGCAAGAGCUUAAUGUGGGGUAAGUUUGGGGAGGGGCUCCUGGUUCUGGCAUGGCCAGCUUGGAGGUGCCUGGGCUUGGGUGGGGGCCCCCAGCGCCCCUCCCGGCCCCAAAUGCCUUCCUGACUUUCUCCUUCCAGGCUGCCGUCCACUUUGUUCCCAGCCACAGUGAAAGCAAGUCCUCGGUGAGUUCUCCUGGCCUCCUCUGGCGCCAUGUGGGCCUUGGGCUGUGACCAUUGGGCGCCUGCUGCCUCCAAGGGGCCUUGCCCAGCCCCUCUUGGCAUCAGCAGGACUCUGAAAUGGUGCAGUCAGAGCAGGGGGGGGGGGGAUAGUUUGAUACACAAGUUUGUGGGCGGCCCCCGUGCUUGGGGACAUCUUGCUUUAAUUCAUUUUGUCCAAUUUGUCCCUUGUUAUCAGAGGGUGUCAAUCAGACUUGUGUAGCCAUUGCCCUGACCUUUGCUUGCCUUUGGGUUGGAGGCUGAGUUUGCUCUCCUUUGUUCUGGCUGACUCCCCCCCCCCCACCUGUGCCAGACCAAGCCGGGCGUGAUCCAGCCCGUCACCCGCAUGCGCCCAGCCCCAGCCCUGGCGACCUCGGAAGGCCGGGACAGCCCCAAUCCAUUCCAGCAGCCCGAGCUCUGCUCCAGCACCCACAACUCUGUAAGUUGCUGCCCUGGGGCUGAUUGGGGGGGGUGCUGGUGGCUGGAGUGACACCCCCUUGGCCUGGGGCCGCUCUCCCUCUUGACUUGCACCCUCUUGCCCCCAGCCACGCUCUCCCAGGCCCCCCUCGCCAGGCGACGUCCCCGUCAGCGCCAAGCAGGCCUACAAGGCCUUUGCGGCUGUCCCAGUUCCGCAUCUGCUCCUGGAGCCUGAGGUGAGUGGGGGCGGCUUUGGGGGGGCCCUUGGGGAGCAGAGUGCCCUUUGCGGAUGCAGCCAUUGCCUGCCCUUUCUUCCCUUAGGAGUCCCAGAAGCAGAAGAGUGCAGAGCAGCCUCCCUCCCCCUCUGAGGUGAGUUUCAGGGGAGCGGGGGGCCCUGCUUCUCCUGGCCAGGCCCCACUGCUGGGGGGCGGCCUGCACAGCCCGGAGCAGAGGUCCUUCCGCGAGAGGCAGAAGUACUUUGAGGUGGAGCUGAAGCAGCAGCCGGCCGAGAAGCCGCCCAAGAGGGUGUCGCUGGUUGGGGAGGAAGACCUGAGGAAGAUGAAGGAGGAGGAAGGUGCGUGCCAUGGGGUUAGCCAGGCCAAGGCCCCCCACUCUUCCCGCCCCCCAGGGGCUACUAGCCCAGAGGCCGCUAACUGCUGGGGGGGGAGGAGCUGCUCUAUAGUGAAACACUAUAGUGAAACCCCUCUCCCCCUCCAUGUUUGGCUAAGCAGCGCCGGCCUGGUGGGGAGGAGGAGGACACAGAAAGAUGGGGUGGGGUCCCCUCAUGCCUUUCAGGUGGAUUCCCCCCCCCCCCCGCCUGUCUUCCUGGUUCAUCUUUGGAUCUCAUUCGGCUGCUCCCUCUUGGAGGCAUUCCCUUGCCCAGCCGGGGUCCUUCCACCCUUGGGGGGCUGUGGGGAGGCUGACCUGCCGGCUUCUCACUUGGCAGCUCGCAAACUCCAGCAGAAGCGAGCUCAGCUGCUGGAGGAAGAGGAGGAGGAGGAGGAAGAGGAAGAGGCCGCCAGGCAGAGACGCCCCCCAGACGUCCCCUCCAGCAUCUUCAUCGAGGGUGUGGAGUACAAAGUGGAGAAGCUGGAUGGGCAGAGCCUUAUGCCCUCCACGCCCUGGUGAGUGAGCUGCGUGCCGCGCCCCCUGCGCUUGUGCCCAGGCCAGGGAGGGGCAGGGCUCGAUCCGGAGAGCGCAGGCGUGCUCUGUCUCUCUAGCCCAGCGUCCCCUUCUCCCAGGAACCAGCCAGGGAUGCUGGUGGGAAGAAGCCCACAGACAGGACCCUAAGCAAAGAGCAGCCUUCUCCCUGCUCCGUCCACAGCCCUGGGAUUGCCCUCCCAAGUCCCAGCGCUUGGCCUGGGGGCUUCUAGCGUCCGCCUGCAGACUCCUCUCCCCAGGGGUCCCCUUUGGUCUCUGGGCUCCGCCCCGUCUCUGCCCUGGCUGGGGCUCACAGAGCUUUGCGCCCUUCCAGGUUCCCAGAGCCGGAGAGGCAGAAUGGCUCCUCGCAGAGGAAUUCCCUGGAGGAGGGCCGGAGGCCGGAGGUGCGGCCCACUUCCAUGGCUGGGUAAGAUGGGAGGGCAGGCGGAGGGGGGGCCUGUGGGGCAGGGAGGGUGGGUCUGCCCCACUGAGCCACGCUCUCUCCCGGCCAGGCUGAGCCCCGUGUGCCCCAGAGGUGGCAGUGAGCCUGGGGCCCCCGUCAGGACGGCGAAGGCCGAGCGCCGACAGCAGGAGCGCCUCCGCAUGCAGAGCACAGAGCUGCUCAGCGCCCAGGAGAGGAAGGAGCUCUCCCCAGCCGAGCGCCGGGCACUGGAGGCCGAGAAGAGGGCCAUGUGGCGAGCAGCACGGUAGGUGGGGAGGGGCGGGCAGGGGCCGCAUCCCUCUCCCACCCCCCAGGCACGGCUUCUGAAGGGGGCUGUGGAGCACCAGCUCACAGCAUGUUGGGUUUCUUAGCUGCUUGCCUUGCUCAUCGGUUGCCUUUGCUGGAUCAGGCCAGGGUGGGCCCUGCAUUCGCCCCACGGCCAGCCGGGGGUCCUCAGGGGGGGCGUGUGGGAGGCCAGGGGGCCACCGUGGGUGCCUCUGCUCUGCUUCUGUGGGUCCUUCUGCUCCCGUGGGUCCCUGUGGCCUGAAUGUUCACCCCACUGCCUCGCCCCCAGUCCUAACAGAAUGCAGGUGGGGUUAAUGCCCCAUCCCCCCCCUCUGCCCGCCUCCCGGACACAGCUGGCAGAGGGGGAGUGGGGGACUCCGUCACCCUGCAUGGACCAUUCCCUGGUGAGGUUUGGGCAGAAGGCAGCUCUCUGCCCUGCCAGGGUGGGGCACCCACUGCGUUGGGGUGGCAUAAAUUAGCCUGACCCAAAACAGGUGAAGUGGCACCGUUGCACCUGCCGUGUGGUGGUGGCUGCAGCAAAGAAAUCUGACUUCACCACCACCGUGGCUUCCACAAGUAGCCGUGUGGCCAAGCUUUUCUGAGUGGUGAAUGGACUUGUGUUCCCUGCCCAAGAGACCGUUGCCCUGACACCCCCGGGGGCCAGCCACAAGAUCCCUGCCAGGCAUUUGAGGAACAAAAUGACUCAGAUUUGGACAGAGGGAUGCCACCUCAGAGCAAUCUAGCAGAGGCAUCUAGCACACUGUCUACUCCCUCUGCACUGCGUCAGUUUUGAUUAUAGCAGCCUGAGGAUAUGGACAAGUGGCUUGAAGAAGUGUGGCCAGCCUUGGCCCCUGCCCAUCUUGGCCUCUUAGAACUAGCCGCAGUGGCUGGCUGGGGGUCGAAGGAGGCAUGGAUGUCUCCCCACUUAAUAAGACCUCCCUGGACCCAGAAGCGUUAGGCAAAUACUGGCAAGUGACAAGUGGUCCCUUCCUGCGUGAGGCACUUGAAGAGGUGGCAGCCCUGCAUCACGCACCCUUGGAGGAGGACUUCCAGGGAGGCAUCAUAGCUGGUUAGUUGCCUCCGUCGACACGCUGUCAGCAGAGGCAAUUAAGUGGUGAUGAACAUAGCUACUGUCUAUCGUAUUAUCUCUGAGGAAGAAACAUAAAGUAACAGGAAUUAACUUCCAAAUGCUCUGGAAGGAUUGCUCCCCUGCUGUGGGAUGGAGGUAUCUUCAAAAGACCCAGGCAGAUGGGGUGAGUGACCUAGGAGCGGAAGAACCACAAACUUGCCCCAGCACCACUCAAUAGCCCUAGAGGUCAGUCCCUGGGGCAAAGACCAGCAAAGCCUCCUUUAAUUACUUCUGAAACGUCUAUAAAAUACUACUGAAACACUCUCUCUGCUGAUUAAAAGGUUCAUUUGAAAUACGACCCAAUGGCUGGCUUAGGAGGAGACCCCCUGAAGAGGAUGAAAAAAAUUAAGAAAGAAGCAUGCUCUUAAGAUAUAUACCCCCAAAAAGUGACAAGUGGGGUACCUCAGGGUUCUGUCCUGGGCCCGUUGUUGUUCAAAUUCUUCAUAAACAACUUGGAUGAAGGUAUUGAGGUGAUGCCUAUCAAAACUGCAGGUGACACCAAACUGGGAGGGGCAGCUAAUGCCUCAGGAGACAGAAUCGGGAUUCAAAAGGAUUUCGACAGAUUGGAGAACUGGGCCCAAGCUAAUGAAAUGAGUUUCAUCAGGGACAAAUGUCAUGUUCUGCACUUAGACAGGAAGAAUCAGGUGCACAAAUGUAAGAUGGGGGACACCUGGCUAAUAAUAAUAAUAAUAAUAAUAAUAAUAAUAAUAAUAAUAAAUUAUUUGUACCCCACCCAUCUGGCUGGGUUUCCCCAGCCACUUCCAACAGAGAUUAAAAAUACAUUGCCAGUAAUAUAUUGGAAAAGGAUCAAGGGGGUUUGUGGACCACAAGCUUAACCUGAGUCAACAUUUUGAAAGUGGACAGGUGUCAAUUUUUACACAAUACAAUAAGAUGACAACUACAAAGAAAUACACAGUCCUCUCCUGAAGGUAAUUGUCAGCCCCCACCACCCAGAGAAGGUAGCCGUCCCUCUCAGCUCUCCCUGAGGGGCCUCCCUUUCUUCUCCCAGCUUCUCAUGCUGGGAGACCGUUUCCCCGUCUCCCGCCCAGGACCCUCCAUCAACCAUCUCCCACCCCAUGAAUGCACAAUCCCUGGACCUUAGCAAAGUCCCCAAACGUACGACUCCAAAGAAGAAAGAACAUGAAGAAGACUAAGAAAAGAAAAAAAACAAGAAGAGAGAGAUAGAUAAAAGCAAAAGAAAAGAUAAAAGACAAAAGACAAAAGGGAAAGAAAUGUUCUAUCUGCUGGUUGCAUAAAAAAGGGAAGAAAGAUUACUUAAAACAUUCAGUCCCUGAUAAUAUCAAUCCAGUAUUUAUUUUAAGUCAAAGUGUCUCAGAAUCAUUUGUUUCUUUUUUUUUUUUAAUAAUAUUUAUUCCAAAUUUAAAGUUACAAAAAACAAAAAAGAAAAAGAAAACCAUACAAAAUACAAAGAAAACUUCAACCAUAACAGAGCAAAAGAUAAACAAGUAAAAACAAAACAAAACAGUAAGAUAGAAUAACAAGGACAACUUAACAAAAAAUAUAAAAAUACAUUAAGUUAAGAUAAAACAAAAGCAGAUUAAACCUUUACAUAACCUUUUCCCUUUACUUAUUUCCAUGACCUCCUCUCACCUCCCAAUUUUGUAUUCUAGUUCAGAUCGUAUUUCCAGCAAAUCCUUCUAACCUUAUUUUCAUUUCAUUUCCUCCCUUCGCACCAAUUGGCCGACCAUGCCCAGGAGAAAGGCCUCUGGUUUCUUCAGAAAGGUAUAUUUAAAUAUACCUGAGGCUGCCCAGAAAAGCUCUCCUGGGUGAGAUGCCAUGGCGGCUGCCAUCACCAGAGGGACAGCUGCCCCACCAGCUCCAAGGGCCCUUCUUCCACCUCUCAAGUCCCCCCUCUGGUUCUUGGCCUUUGGUUCUGUUGCGGCAGGACGAGGAGCCUCGUCUGCUUGCCGCUCAGUUCAGUCUCUGCCCUUAAGUGGCCCCCAUUUCGCCUCCCAGGCUGUUUCCUCUUUCCUCUCCGUUGCUGCUCAGGGUCUGGUUGGCGAACGCAGCCCAGGAACACAGAGGCCGGGUUUUCUGCAAGGGGCUCAGCCUGGCAGCGGUGCCCUGAGCCAUACCUUCCGAAUCUCCACAGGGCUCUGGGGACCUCAGGCAGCCCCACCCCUGAUAAAGACCCUGAACUGGCAUCCCUCCCUCCUUCAUCCCCCUGCAGCCCCUCAAAGCAGAGCUGGUUCUCUCAGGAAAGUGCCCCCUGCCAGUUGCUGAUGCCAGCCGGGCAUCGAAGGAGAGAGGCUGGGAGGUGUCUUGGGAAGAGGCUCUGGGACCGCCUUCCUUGUCUCCAGUAUCUGGAAGGGAGAGCUCCCCUUGUGUGACUGCACCCCUCAGAAACCCACCCCAUUUGGAGUCCCCUUCCCUCACUGUAGCUGGCUGUGCAUGUGGGGUUCUCCAGGGCAGCCCCUGCCUCCUGCCCCCCUCCACCCAUCUGUAUGCACCUGGCGGGACUCGCUUGUCUGUGAUCUGGGGGGGGCAGGGGGGUCUGCCCUCUUCUCCACUGACCAGGACAGGUGAGGUCCGCCCCCCCCCCCCGUUGGCACCUGCCUCUUCCUCCUGCCCACCCUUUCCUUCCCUCUCCUUUUCUUUCUUUCUUUCUCUCUCUGCCAUCUUCCUGCCUGUCGGGACGUCUUCGGCGCCUCCCUUCUACUCCUCCUCCUCCUCCUCCUCAGCUCUUCCACCCUAGAAGAGAGCAUGAAAGAGUAUGAGCAGGAUCUGGCCAGGAGGCUCUACCAAGCCCGCCAGCAGGCACUGGGGGGGCAGGGCCCUGCUGCUGCUGCUGCCGCCGCCACCACAAGAAGCCCUGGGCCAGGGGGCCACCCCAGGUGUGCAGAACUUCCACACAACCCCACCUACACCCCAGGGCCCGCACAGCCCCAGAGGUGCCCCCCAGGUCCAGAGGGGCAGCUGGGCCACACUUGUGCCGCCACUGGAGAGUCCGUGCUCUGCCUCCUCUGCUCCUCCUGUGCUGGACAGGCGUGUUUGCCAAGCAAGAGACCAGGCUGGGGCAGAUCUGCACCCUCAGCUGCUCCUGAGAGCCUCCGCCCUGGAUGAAGGAGGCAAGGGGGGCCCUUCUGCUCUCUACCAAGUUUCUGCCUUCUCUGCAGCAAUGGGGGCGACUCCACUCAGCACCUCCUCCGUUGGCCAAGUGAGGAGGGCCCUGCAAUGCCCCCCCCCCGCCCCGGGUGACGGUUCUUGCCUUGCCAGCCCACCCCAGGUGUGUCAACCUCUCUUCCUCCCGCCUGGCAGGAUGAAGUCCCUGGAGCAGGAUGCCCUCAAGGCCCAGAUGGUGAUUGCCAAGUCCAAGGAGGGCAAGAAGAGGUCCACCCUGGAGCAGCUGGCGGAGUCUCCCUCGCCCGCCCCCACCCCCUCGCCCACCCCCCUGGAGGGUAGGUCACCUUCUUUCAUGGCAGUCUGGCUUAGGAAGGGGAGCCCACAGCGGCUCAGAGAGGAGGCAUGGGCUUGAUGUCUCCCUCCCCCCUUGCACAAUUUAUCCUCUCAUUUCUCUCCAAAUCCUGUCUCUCUUUCAGACUGCAACACCCGGAUCCUGACUUCUCCAGGCAGGCUGGUAAGGAGGGGGACCCAGCGCCAGUCAUGCUUCAGAGGAGGGGGGCUGUGAGCAUGGAGGUCCCUGUAGCUCUUCAGGUCGGGGGUGCGCCUGGCCGUGGCCCAGAAGGCUCCCUCCUUGCUUCCCACACUGUUCCCUCUGUCUUGGGGGGUCCCUGGUGCUCCCUCUUGCUCUGACUCCCCCCACCCAGUCUCUGCUCCUGCCCUGACCAGCACAGCCAGCGGGGCAUUCUGUGGGCCUCAGGCAUGACCUCAUUGCUGCUGCACUCUGUUGUUGGCCAGGGCAGAUGGGGGGUCUUUUAGGGAGUGAGACCCUUGAGGAGGUGGGAAGAUGGCUGCCACAGGGAAACUUCAUGAGGGAGCCCCUUGAUCCACUGACCAUGAGGGAGCCCCUUGAUCCCCCCCCCCCAGUCCAGCCCUGCAGCCUGCCAAGAAGAGCAGCAGGAAGGGCCCCGCCUGCACCCCCCCGAGCCUCCCCUCCUGCUUCCCCACAUGCUCCUUCAUCCUCUUUCCCCCUCUCUCUUUCUGCCUUUUCCCUUCUUUCUGCCACUCCUUUGGCCCUCCAGUCUGUGCCUGAAAAGAAGUUUCUCUACAGGGAAUUUGCUGCCAUUCCUUCUUCCAAACCAGUUUAUGAAAUCCAGGUACAAGCUGCAUGUGGUGGGGGCAGUCAGGAACACACACACCCCUGGCAGUCGGGGUCUGAUGCUCCACCUCCUGCCCCUAUCUAGCCUGGGCGGGGGGAGGGUAGAGUCCUGGGGGGUCAUUGGCAGCCACUGGGGCUUAGGCUGGAAGCUGCCCCCAACUCAGAGCAGAGUCCCAGGCCUUGUGGGAACCCUGCUGCCCCUCCUUCCAAGGUCUGUUGGGGGGAGGUGACGGGAGAGGCUACUGAAGACCCCUUUCAGACAGGCCAGGCUGCCCUGUAAUGGCUUCUUGGCCCCCUCCCUGCCAUCUCCAGGCCAUGUCACAAGGACACCCUCAAGCCAGGCAGGUGUUGUGCUGGAUCCCGCCUGGCAGCGGCUUUAGGCUGCUGGGCUCAUCCUGGCUCAUGAUCUGGCUGGCUCUGCAGCGCUGGUGGCGAGGGGGCCGUUUGCUGCCUGCCUUGCCCCUCUGCCUUUCCAGCCGUCUCCUUGGAGGCUCCAGAGACCAGUUGGUCUCUGUCUUGGGAAGCCUCCGUCUGCCAGCGAUGGCCAGCAGGGCCCUUAGGAGGCCCUCCUCCCAGCAGUGUCUUGGGGUCUGGGGGUCUCACAGAUAGGGAGCAUGUGAACCACACAAGAUACGUAACGGGCUCUGGUGGGAUCUCUUGCCAGAUCUCCCUGGCCCCACCUCAUGCCCGACCUGCUUUUCUGUCCCUCUGCCUGGCGGGUGGGCAGGGGGCCCAGAGGCUGAGUGAUGGGCACUUUAGCACCAGGCGCCCUGGCUCUGGAAUUCCUCUCUUGCCUCUGGGGCCUCCUGCCUGCUCUUCUCUGCACCCCCUUUCUCCCCCUCCCACCGCAUGCUCUGUUCUUCAGCACCUGCUCCCCACCCCCAACCACGUGGGAACGGGCAAGGGGUGCUUUAUGUCCUGGGGGGCAGGGGGUGGGGAGCAGGCAGGGACUGAUCCCGCUUUGCACUGCCCUUCCAGACUCCAGAUGGCGGAAGCACCUGCAGACUCAACGAUGCCAGCAGCUCAGGUGAGUGCCCAGCUGGAGCCUCCCGGCCUUGGGUGCUGCCACCAGCGCUUCUCUCCUGAGGCCUCUGCUUUUUCUGUUCCUUUCUAGAGUGAAUGGUCAGCUGAGCAGCAAGGAGCAGUGGGUAGGAUGCCCUUGCACUGCCUAGGAAUGGAGUGCUGUGAUGAGCAUGCAGUUGGUGGGGUCGGGGGGCGGGUCAGAUCCUGCCCAAGGAGCUGGGAGUGGCCCAAUGAGCAUGCCCAGCCGCCUCCCAUUUUGGUUUGGAAAGAAGUUGGGGGUACCCUCAGGGACCCUGAUGCUGGAAGCCUAAUUCCAGGCAAGGCAUGAAUGUGUCUGGCAGGCAGCAGGGGGGAAGUAUUCUCAAAAGAUGAGGGGCUUUGUGGAAGAGCAUUGAGCUUGCUUCUAGGUCUCAGGCACUGGUGCCAUCUCUGGGGGGUCCUGAGGGUUUGGGCACCCACAGAGUGUCUGCUGUGGGUGCCCCGCCCUCGCGUUGCUGUUGGCCGCUGCCCCCCACCCCUUGCCCCCAGCCUUACCUCUGCUGGCUCUCUGGCACUGCAAGUGGAAACGGAGCCUCUGUCGUGGGGGCCCUGUUGGGGUCUGCUGCGGCCACGGACGUGCUUCUGGGGUGCAGUGGAGGACUUGCAGCAGAGGUCUUGGCCUGGUUGCCACGGCGGGGGUGGGGCGCCGGAGUGCCAUCUCCAUGGGGCCAUGGGCACCCAGGCGCCGCUGCCCCAGCCCCGUCAUGAGCGAUGUGACGUCAUGACGCCAUGCACACGCACCACUGGGCACCCACAGUCUGGGGCCCAAGUUGCCACCUCUGGUCUCAGGAAGCUGCUUUGGAGCAACUGGCUCCCAUUCUUCCCCGGGGUGUGUGUGUUGGGCACAGCAAGUGGACCUGGGAGGUGUGUCAGCGGGGAAGUUGAUGGCUCUGCAGGAUCCCCCCACUUCUGACUGCUCGAAAGGAGCUCCUGCUCCGCCACCAGUGAAGCAGAAGGAUCUCUGCCUGCCUUGGGUUGCCUGCCUGCCUGUUUGUCUGUCUGUCUGGGUGUUCCUGAGGUCUUGCUGUUCCCGUUUUCCAGUGCAGGCUUUGCGCGCCUCAGUUCAGCCCACCUGAAGCUGGCUAGACACUGCUUGGAAAGCGGAGGCCUCCCAGUUCCCCACCCCCUUUGGGGGCCACAGCCAGUGCAGGCAGCAGAAGGGCCCAGCCUGGGGGCUCCAGAGCCUCCUGCAGCAGGCAGUGCCCAAAGGGGGCAGGGGGCAGAGGUUGCCCUGGGCACCUCCUGAAUCAAGCCAGGCAGGGGAUUGGGGUCAGAUGCUGCCGCCCCUUCAGCCCUCCAUGACCUCUUUCCCUCUGCUCUCCCCCUCCAGUGAGCCAGGAGCAAGACGGACAGGCAGCAGCCCAGGAGCCCCUUGGGGCUCACGACCCGUCGACUCCCAGCGCAACUCCCCCUCGGGAAGAGAUGGGGCUCUGCAGCAGCAGCAGCGGCAAGCGCAAACUCCGACCAACCCAGCACAACCUGGAAACUGCUGUCCCCACAUAGUAGACUUGCCCUUGGGGGCUGUUAGAAACACCACCAAGCCAAGUGGGGGGUCCGCUCUGUGGACAGUGUGGUGAUGUGGCCAGCGGGCUCCCAGGUGGGCCUGGACAGAACAAGCUCCCUGGCGCCUCAGCUGGCAUCUUGUGGGCUGUGACUCCCCUUCCUCCUCACCCAGAGGGGCAGGUUGUGAGCAAACGGGGGCCGAAGAGAGCAGUGAGAGGGGCGGGGGGACCCAUGCAGGGCAUGUGUGCGUGUAAAUAUUGGGUGGGAGUGUGUGCGUGCGUGCGAGGGCGGGGGUGCCCAGGUCUGCAGCUGCUUCAGGCUGACCACUGUUUGCAGAGGGCCCGGGCCCAGCUGACAUUUGCCAAACAGCGAGGGGGCCACUUGGGAAACACCAGCUGUCCUACCCCCUCCCUGGCAAAGGGCAGCAGAGGGACAGCACCCUUGUGCAGGAUGGGGAGGGAGAGGGGGAGUUAUUGCCAAGUGCUGCCAUUUUCCUUCUCCUUCUGGGGGGCCAUCCAUGCCGUGAGGGGGCAUGGGCAGAAAUGGGCACUUCUGCCUCUUCAGCAAGGGCCGGAGGGAACGUUUGGGAGCUGCCUGGUGCUAGCAAACGUAGAGCAGCGUGGGAGCAAGAGUAGGAGCAGGCUAGUUUCAUUAGGAUGGGGUGAAGCAGAUAGAAGGUACAGGUAAAAGGGGGGAUUUGGUGGUUGGGGCGCAGGGAGAGGGGUAGUGCAGGGUAGGGCAAAGAUGUUGGGGCAGAGGUUGGCGGCCGAGGGUGCUCCAGCGAGGGCCAGGGCUGCUGCUUGCUCUGCCUGCUGGCUCCAGCCUCUCGGGCCCCUUUCUGAGAAGAGUGGCGCUGCCUGUGUGGGCAGUGGCUUUGCCUCGCUCCUGGCUGGGUGGUGGUGAGCAGUGGGUGGUGCUGGCUGGCGUGUGUGUGUGUGUGCUCAUCACGUGUGCAAACUUGCCAGGCAGCCUCUGCCAAAGGACAAGAUGCAGCAGCUCCUCAUGCCAAAAUCAGAGGAUCAUUUUAACAGAACUUGUGUUUGUCUGCAGAGGGCGAGAGGGGAGGCUUCCCUCUGCCUGCCUCUCUCAAGCUGCACAGUGGCUGCUUCCACAGCAGCAGUUAGAGCUUUUUGAUUUUAAUCUAAUUUUAGCAUUUGCUUUUAAUGAGCAAUUUGGGAAGUGAUCAGGCAGGGUUUCCGUGACUAACAUACAACUUCUCUAGGUGCUGGGCUGUGGCAUGUCUCUCUGUCUGUCUCCUCUCCCAGAACACUCCGAGGGAGAUCAAGACUGUAACUAGUGACAUUUGUACAACCAAAGAAAUCUAUUUUGUGGUUCAAGGACAAUAAAGUUUACUUUACAUUUUAGAAA